UGAAGUUGAGUGUAAUGCGUGUGAACAGCCCGGUGCACAAACUUGGACGCGGAGUGAAAAUAAUGGUGUUUCCCGCUGAAGUGAGCGGCCAGGUCUCCCAGACAGAGGCUCGGGACUUGUCUUUGAGUUUGUAAACGUGUUAAAUCGAGUGUGAAUGACUCUCGGGCUUGAGUUUUUGGACUGUGUCUGCUAAUGGGCAGCAGAGGCUGAAGUGUUUAGAUACAGUCAGUGACAGGCUGCAGACAGCAGGGAGAGCUGUGCGGAGACCUCUCUGUGUUUGAUUAUGAAAGUUUGUGAGGAGUGAAGGAAAUCUGGGAGCUUUACUGGGACGAAAAUAACUUUACACAGCAGGUAUGUUUACUUCAUUUGUCUAUUCAUGCAGUGAUACAGACGUGCAUUCACAUUCAAGCUUGUUGUCAUUAACAGUCAUUUGAUUGAAUUUUAUUUUUUAGAGAGCCAAAUCACAAAAAGUUAUCUCAGGACUCUUUCCACCAAACGCAGGAAUAAAUCUGGAAAAACUGAUAGAAGAGGCCCACCAAUAGCUGGCACUCAAUAAUAGUCUUGUGUAAGAGAAAUUUCCUUUAAGGCAGAAAUCUCGAAAACAGUCAGACUGAUGGUGGACAGCCAUCUGCCUUGAAUCAGUCUUAAUAACGACAGUAAAUCUUGCACACUCGCCGAAAGCCUUCACACUCAUCAGAUGUUUUAUCAAAUUUAUGCCACAUGAAAAUAAAGCCUCUAAUUUACGGUAAAAAAAAAAAAAAAAAAAAAAACGUCUUUAAUUUGUGCUUCACAGGACCACAUUCAAAUUUAUUGUGAUGUCGUAGAUCGGAGUCUGUUUUAGGGGUCAGUCUGAGAUGUAGCCCCACCGUUCUAAUCCCAUAGACAGGCCUUUACCGAUAAAAUGAAAUAUAUUUUUUGUUUUAUUUCUUUUUUUUUUUUUUACUUUUUGGUUUUCAUGUUAGACUCUAUUUAUAUAGACUGACAGGACAACUUCAUUUUCUGAGCUUUGAGUUGACCAGUCGUAGUCGAUCAAGAGAUUUGACUGAUGGAGUUGAUCUGCCAUGAAGAAAUUCUUAAAAAAAAAUUCUAUUUAAAGAAAAUGUCUGUGAAUCUGAUAUUUAGAGGUCAGAGUGGCUUCCGUCAAUCCAGAUUUCAUCCCACCUGCAGGAAUUUAAUCCUCUCUCUGCUCCUUCAGCAUCCCUCCGCGUGUCCCCGUUUUUUUCCUCCCCAUCUGUGCCCUCAUCCCACGUGGAGUUUGUGUUUAUAUUUGAUAUGUAGGAAAGAGGGAAUCUUAAACCACGGCCGGGCUCUCAUAGGGCUGGAAUGGCCCUUGGUGAUUGGCCUGCCCCUAACAACAAGACGAGUUACACUGACUGAAUAUCUGAGAGGCCUUCUGCACCUUAAUCCGCGCAGAUUACACUUCACGUCGGGCUCAUAUUUAACCAGCGAUUAGUAAUGCGCGAGGAGAUGUACUAGAUUUGAACCGUGAAUGAUUAGAUAUUAUAUGAGCCACUGGACACCCAGAAAAAGAACAAAACAUUUUUGGAUUUUUUAUAAGUGUUUAUUUGUCUUUGAGUAGAUAUUGAGUCCUGGUUGGGAAAGUAUGACGCAUCGCGAACAGGUUGUCCGUUUAUAUUGAUAUGAGCCAAAAUAUUUCUGUAGUUUUCCUCUUCUAGAUAGAUUUUAAUUCAAAUUAUAAAAACGCCCUGUCCUUGUUUUUCCUCAUAAUUAAAAAAAAAUGAAAUGGAAUCAAUUUAUAUUAAAUAGCACACUUAUUUUAAACUCCAUCCUUGACUAGUUUAUGCAUAUCACCAACAAAGACCUCAUAAGACCAAGUGGGAAACCUGCGAAUUAAGUGGCUUUUAACUGAAUAAUGUUUAAUCCAAAUUAAUAAACUGGAAAAACCAAAGGACACGUUUUAAUAAAAUUUAAAUAAAAUAAUGUUGAAUAUUGAUCUCGCUUAAUAAAAUUGAAUUUGAGUCGUAAUGUAUAACCUGACCCACAACACAUUAAUUUGGCUUUUUUCUUGCUAAUAAUUCUGGUAAAAAUUCUGUGUACACGUGUAAUACUGUGGAUGAUUGUAGUACUGGGAUAAAUGUGGCCUAUUUAAACUAACAGGACAACCUGCUCUGCUGUAACAUUAUAUUGGACGUUUAGGAGGACAUUUUGAAGGCGUCAAUUUGAAAAUUACUUGCGCGUGAGCUGUUUCCAUGCCAACUAUAACGGUCCUGGAGCAGUGUUUUUUUAAUCAUCGUCCUCUUUUUGGUCUGUAGCCUCCCUAAUGUCUGAAUUCACCACAGUUUGUCGGCCUGUGUUGUCACUUUUAAUCCUCCGUCGUCUCAUGUGUGUUUCUCCUGUCAAAAGCCACGGAGGGAAACAUAAUUCUCUCUUCUGGGACGCUAAAGGAAAUGGCAGCAUUAUUGAUUCACUGAGCCGUGUCAGGUAGCUAACUACGGGGUGGAUGAAGGGCCAUGCGAGGCAAACGUUGAGAGGGACAGUCUAUUACAGGUAUUUCAAAACUUUUAAACUGAAAGAUAAAGAGUAUCAAUUGCAGUUUGCCACCUUUGAAAAAUAUAAUCUCUUUAAAAAAAUAUACAGUAGGCCUAUAUAUAUACAUGAUUUAAAAUUAAUUUCACUACAAAGAGAAACAUAAUAUUUCAGUCCGUUAGAGUUUGGCAGCCCCUUCACCACUCUCACAAUGAUGUUUAACUUUAACUAUGGCUUGCUGUCCACAAUAUCCUCUCUAAAAAAGACUAAACAAUGAGUCCAAGAGUAAAGUUGAAGCAGACAGAAGGCUUGUUCUGUCCUCCACAAAGGUGAGAGGGGGAGAGAGAGGGAGGGAAAAAAAGAGAAAGAGGAAAGAGGGAGCAGGGGUGGAGAGGGGAGGCUGGUGCACAAAUCAAUUCACCUGAGAGACGCAUUAUUGUCUUGGGUUUCAGGCGAGGAGGAGCUACGCUAUGAAAAAUUAAAAGGAUGCCAGUUAGUUUAAAGGAUAGAGCCAGAAAACACCACAGCGCACACAUGCACACAAAUACAGACUCUUGAAAUGAACAAAAUAAGUUUCACUUUUCACAAAUUUAAUGUUUGACAGAAUUGUUAGCCUUAUUAAAAUGAAGUUAGCAUUUAAAGUUCCUGUGGGAGUUUGCAGCUGGUUAUGAAAAAGGCUGAUAAUAAUACUGACACCUCUUUAUAACCUACAAAAGCAAACAAGACCAUCAGCACAUAGAUCGAUCAUUACUUUGUACUUAUUUUCAAAGAAAUGGAAGGUACUGCUUCGCAGGGGGCGCCAAAAACUGACAUCAACCAAAACUUACUCAGGAGCUUUAAAAUAUUAAUGUAAUCUCACAAAACAAUGAACAUUUUUUUCCUCUUUUUUUCAAUGUUGACAAAAUAUUCUCACAAAAAUGAGAUUUUAUCUGAUUUACUCAUCUAUUCAUUUUUAUUAUUUACUUGCUUCACUCUUUCUGUCUUUCCUGGUGUACAUCUUCCUCCUUGAUGCUGCAGGUAAAUAGAUGAUACUGUUGCUAUAAGUGAAUAUUAAUGGCGGACCUACGUUAGGUCUUUGACAAAAGUAUUUAAAAAGUAAAAUCUAAAUGUGGCCUGUGUAUAAAUGGCGUAACGUGUAAUGUGCAGUGAAUGGUUGGUUAUGCAAGUUGGAACUCUGACAUGGUGAGCAGGACCCCGAUGUGAAGCAGGGAAGUUUUAUUUCAUCCUGAAAAGAUUAGCAACUUAGAGAUAAACUCACCCGCCCAGCUGCUGUUGCAGGAUAUGCUGUUGCUCUGCCUUUCUCUUUCAGAGAUGGUUAGGUGGUGCAGUCACUGUCCAGGCUGCUCUCAUAUUAAAGCCCAGCAUCUCUCAUUAUUUCAUGGCCAGCAAGAGGCAAUUAUCAACAGGCAAAGGUGAAUAGGCUGAACUUCAUCACACAGGAGGAUUUGAUUGGACCUGUGUAGUCAGGGCUGUUCUGGGGAUUUGACCAAUUAAAGUACAGUAAAGAGUAUAUAACACAGACAGGUAAUAAUAUAAGAUAACUUCAGGUGUGAUCUUGCACCGUACAAAUCAAAUCAAUUGUUUGCUCCGGUAAAACCUCAUCUGCUGAACUGAGGACACACUCAGCAAGAAAUAAAAUGGUGUCACAGGAAAAUACUCUAAGCUGAAAUAAAAUGCUGAAACUAGUUUUCCAUUAGUAUUUUUGGCUAAAAUACCUGUAAACACACUUGCUGUGAACAGCAGAUCUGACGGCACUUGAGAACGUAUUGUGUGCAUGUAAGUGCGUGUCUUUGCAGCCUCCUCUUUUGUUGAGCUGUCAAACGUCACAGCAGAGAGGAGACAUUUUGUGGGAUGUGCUGGCAUUGUUUUCCACCUUUUCAGUCCCCUCCUUUGUAACAGCUUUACAGGAACAUAAAAAGGCCAAGAACACGGGGCAAUUUCUAUUAACAUUUCUCCGAUCGCUCCCUCCAGUCGUAGACAAUCACCUCGGCCUCUCCACGGCUGCAGACUUCUGCGCCAACCUGUCUCCUGUCUCGUAUUAACGGGGUCACUCACUGUCUUCGUGAGCUCGCCAGCCACUGUGUCUGUGGUCCAGAGCCAGCCAAGCAGCCAGAUCAUUUACACUUCUCCUUUUUCAUUGUUGAUAUUUACUUCUGCAAUUAUCCCUCAGCUUCACCCUCGGCUGAAGAUGAUAUGCCGAAGUUAGCGCUGCUGCUUCCCUGAUUCGGUCUCCUGUUGCUCACACAUAAACACACUGACAGAAGGUGUAACAGACAGAUGUAGACAUGAAAGAAAGAGAAAUUAAUACUGUAUCAUGAUUCAGACUGCAACGUAGCCUUUACAGCAACACACCUGUGAUGUUUUUUUUCAUCAAACUUGUGCACAGGUCAAGAUAUAAAGCUGUUAUAUUUUUCUGUUCCUCACUGACCCAUAUUUAACUUGAUCAUUUUUGCUCCUAAAGUGUGUGACAGAGGACAAACCAAGCAGCCAUGGAGGCCUCACAGGACCUCAACGAACAGAUGGUGAGUUAAAUGCUACUGUAUGCAUGCAAGUGUGUGUGAGAGAGAGAGAGAGAGCGAGCAAGAGUCCUACGUAUCCCCACAUAAGUCAGGGGAAUGGGUGCAUUUGAGAGAUCUGUGUGUGUUAACACACAGCAGAUGUGGUUCAGUGAGUGUACAGUAACCAGAUGGCGGCAGUCAGAGACUUCAUUAGAAACAAUGCUGGAUGAGGACAUCAAUUUGGGAGACAAGUGUGUGUGUGUGUGUGUGUGUGUGUGUGUCCAAGAGUGGAAGAAACCAAGUAAAUCCACAUUCAAGUCAUCUCAGCUUAACUUAAUUUACUCAGCAAUUGUUAAGCAAAGAUGCUGACCCAAAGUGCUUCUUAUACAACAGAGAGGAAUUAAUUGAAAUUCAGAAAAAUGGAUGCAGCAUUACACAAAUAAAGGAUUUUUGAAUAUUAUUAAUUGAAAGGUAGAUUUAUAUGAACACUAUUGAUUAAAUUAGAAUUGGAAAAAUGACCCAAUCAGAACAAGAAUGACUCAUAUUAACACUUUUAACAGAACAAAACUGCAGACAUUUGCACAUGCUGGCUUGAAACUGGACCAAACAAGGGUCGUUUUGGAUGUCACUUUUCAUCAAAAAUAAGAGACUGCCCAAAGUUAUCGAUCCACAUAACAGACGCUCAGUCUCCAUCUUCUUUAAUUUAUUAAUUUUUUUAUGAACUUUAAAAAUGAAGCAGAGCUGUUUGCAAAGAGGGGAAAAGCUCUGCCCUGCUUUUGUAACAGAGGAAGCAUCGGUGUAGAUAACAGUGUCGUCAACAUAAAGGUGUAUUUUUGCCCUAAUGUUGCUACCUGGGUAAUUUGUAAAAAUGCAGAACCAAAGAGGUCCCAAAGUAGAACCUUGAGUAAUCUUAAAAAAAUGGCACCCAAAUCAAACUUUGUCGGCAGUCAACAUAAAGGCGUGCUCACACCAAGCAUGAGUAGAAACAUCUACUCCAGGGGUGGGCAAUCAUGUGCCAUGGAGGGCCGGGAGGCUGCAGGUUUUCUUUCCAACCCAAAACUCCACCAGGUGAUUUCACUGAUUAGUCUCUGCUCUCUGCUUGGAGGUAAGGUAAUCAGUGAAAUCACCUGGUGGAGUUUUGGGUUGGAAAGAAAACUUGCAGCCUCUCGGCCCUCCAUGGCACAUGAUUGCCUACCCCUGAUCUACUUGCUUAAUUUGCGUGAAUUUAUACACGUGAAUGAAUGGUAUUUACUUUCUCCAUUUGUGCGUCAACGGUAAUCCCUCCUAAUUUAACUGGUGGGAUCAUGUGAUAGACAAAGGUUUUUUACAAUUUACCAGGUAAUCCGACCCUCUCACUCACUUGCCUCCAGACGAGCUCCUUUUUUAUUCCGAUUGCGGUAAUUGAAAGAAAAGCUAUCAUAUAAUUUGGGGCACCCAUACACCGACUUUAUUUUAGGUACCAGUGAACAACCGUCCGUUUUCAUACAUCACCCGGCUACCUUCGUGCUGAAUGGUUAUCGCAAUGUGAAUAUCCGCUCAAGUUGAGACAUUUUCAGCUCUCGCCCAGUUCGUGUCAUUCGCGCCGCCAGAGUAGUACAAGCGUCUAACUGCGUCUUUGCGUUGACUUAACAUGUAAUUCAGUCACUGGAAUGAUUUUAGUUGCACUUGGUGUGUGGAGACCGUAAUACUGAUUCUGAACAACAGCAUUUCUAACAACAAAAUACCUGUGUUCACACACGCAUAGGACUCCUGCAAAUUUUCUGAAAUAUUUUGGGCUAUACUGCAAAUGCCUGUACUUUUGCCUUGACCUUACCUACAAUUUUUUUCCUUCUGACUUCUGGGUAAAAUUUCCUAAGGAGUCAGGGUGAGCCUGUUCAAGAAUGCAGCUAGGAAAUAUUUGUGUGGAAAUUACAUUACUACAGGAAGGCAUGCAAGUAGGCCAGUCAUGACUUCUGAAAGGGUGACUUGUGAAGGGUCAAAUAAAAGCAUCAAAAUUUGAAGAAAGAACUUUUUCAAGAAGGGAACAGUUGUAUUCUCACUUUCCAUCGAUACAAACUCAGGAACUGUCAUUAUCGUAAAAGUCCAUGUUGUUACAUCUGCUGUAUGUAAUGUUGUAAACAUUUUGCCAUGGCUUUCCCGGCUUCCUUUUGAUGUUAUAUUGCCUCUAUCAUUGCAUCUUGUCUGGCCGAUGCCUGCCCAGACAAACUUCUGGGCAAAGCUUCCAAAAUUUUGUAAAAACUUUGAGUGAAAAAUCCAGGAAUUUUAAGGAGUGCAUAAUGGGAAAUGAGGUAAUGUUAGAUAUCAGUUAAAAUACAUUACCUCAAAAGUUAAAUAAGAUGAAGUCGUGAUUUAAAUGAUCUACAAUAAACUGGAAAAGUAUGACUUUUCUAUCUCUGUUAGACCUAAAAAUACACACAUGAGCCCAGUACAUACACACACACUCUCUCCCUGUGCCUGAGGGUUUGUUAGUGUCUCAGCACAGCGGGCGGUUUCUGCGUCACCUCAGUGCAGCGUCCCACUUCUGCUUGUUUAAAGAUCAGGCUGUAUUGUUGGGAAAAUGAUUUUGGCGGCGAGUGAGGUCCACUCACAUUUCAAAGUCGUUAGUCAGCCACCAGAACAGGUGUAAUUUCAUCUCCUUCUCCUCCUCCUCCUCCUCCUUCUCCUCCCCCAUCAGGCUCCCUCCUCUCUCCCUCACUCUCUCCCUCUGACCUGACAGCCUGCUCGGUAAUAAUAGCGCAAAGUGGGACACAGCGCAUGAACUAUGUUGUUUUUCCCCCCACUUUUUGUGUUGCUCUGUCAGACUCGCCCUGGGUUUGGAUUACACUCGAACCCCAGCGGAGCUCUGUCACUCACACGACAUGUACAAAACACGAACACAACACAAACACGCUGAGAAAGAGCGAGAGAUGAAGAAUGAAAAGAAAGGAACAUCCAUCUUCUCUUCGUGCCAUCCAAAUAUCAAAUAUUGAUGUCCAUAUCCCACAAUUACUUCACCUGCUUUAAAUAGAGCAGUGAUAUCAUUUAUAAUGUGAACUUGAGCUGCAGCUCAGAGGCAUUGAUUAAUUGUUCAGGUUGGAAAUGAGACCUCAGAUCAGGAACACUGAUUUUUAUCAUAUAGAGCUGAAAAGCUGGGAAAGGUAGAAGAUGCACACCCUGAAUGCUGAUCUUUACCUUUUAAAGUAAAAUUAAAUUUACCUAUCUUUUAUACAGCUGAAUAUUGCUGAUAUGAUAUAAUAUUAGAUGUACAGUUUAUAUCAUAAUACAGUGAGCUAUGUUUAAAAAAAUAAAGAUGAAAAAACGCCUGAAUAAAUUCUAGUGCGAUCACGUCAUGAUGUUCAGUUCUUGUUUUGAAGUGUCGACACAACUUGAUAGUCUUUUUUGAAAUCGGGGCCUGUGUCAAUGUGGACACUACACCAUAUUUUACUGUGAUGAAUAACUUGUUCUUUGACUUUUGUUAUGAGAGUCAAGUUCCUCAGACAGAAAAUUCAAUGGUUUUUAUUUUUGUUAACAGUAGAUGAUAAGGGCAACUAAAAAUGCAUGUGAUCUUUGUCCUUGUCUGCCUUUACUGCGGUGGGUGGCCACAUACCCCCCUUCAGCUCAUCAAUACUGGGUCAUCUCCAUUUGACCUAUUACAGACUAAAACGAUUGACAAAGCACAUUUGCAAGUGGCUAAGGGAUGUGUCAAGUUGAGUCUUUUUUAUGUCCUGUCUUUGACUGUUGAGGGUUUUUUUUACUACUUAGCUUUCCAACAAUACAUUCAUGCUAUUCAACGUCUGGCUCAAAGCCCAGUUUAUGAACUCUUGAGCAUAGGUAGAAUGCUUAGGCCUGUGCCAAUCUGACAAAAGAGUAUGCAUGACAGAGAGAAUCCCCAACUACACUGUCAAGGUAUGAAAGCCCGACUUUGAGAAGUUCAAUUUAGCACAGUUUUAGUCAGACUGAUAUGUACAUGUUUUUUGAAAGUGUAGUUUCAGUUGGACUAAAGCAGUUAAUCCAUGUUUUUUCCAACAACACGUAAACAAACUUUCAGAAAAUGCUAGUUAAGCUAGGGUGACCAUAUGUCCUCUUUUACCCAGAAAUGUCCUCUUUUUAGGGGGCUGUCCAGCCUUGUCUGGUGGAGUUUUAUAAAAGCCUUAAAAUGUCUGGGGUUUUGUAUGGAAGUUUUGAGUUUAUGUCGCGUGGACUUACUGAGUUAGAAGCACAUGAAAAACACUCGACCCGACCCAAAAAACUCUCAAAAUUAACUACGCACAACUCCGUGACUCCGCCCAGCGUAGUCUUGUCCUCUUUUUGGGGAUUCAGAAUAUGAAUCUGAAUAUGAAUAUCACCCUAAGUUAAGCAUGUAAAAGGACAAGAUGAACAAAGUUAGCUUUGUCCAAAGGAGACAUGAAAAUUGACACAAACUGAAAAUUUCUCACAGGACCUUAAAAGAUAAAGAGUCAAAAUCCUUGGAGGAAAGUCAGAAAUCCUGAAUUAAAAUGUCUGGAGUCCGGCUUCUUAAAGGUUAGAAAUCUGACAAAAGUCUGAUCUCUGAAUCUAAGCUGAGUCUGAAAAAGUCUGUAUUCUAAAGAAGUUGUAAAUCAGACAACAAGAAGUGAAGAAGUUCAUCCGAAAGAUCUGACCUGAGUGCAUGUCAAUGUGUCAUUUUAGCUCAACAAAUUCUCAAAAUAUAAACCAUUUCCAUCACAAAACCUUUUUUUUUUUUAAUGUAAUUGUCUCUUGAAAACGGAGGAAUCUUAACCCCACAAAUUUAAUGAAAUUAAGUGUCACUAAUUAUGACACAUUGAAUUUUUAAAGUGAGUUCAUUUUAAUGAACUUGUAUCAUUAUCUUUGUGUUCAUUUCCUCUCCUUUGCUAAAUUGAAAGAGGCGUGUCUCGUGCGGCCAACAAAGCAGCACAGACCUCACACACAAAGUUUGGGGAGUUGUCCGUUGACACCUGAUACUCCCACCCUUCCCCUCUACCCUUUAAAGCCCCCCCACCACACUUCCUCCCUCCACCCCGCCUUUUUACCACAUCUACUGCGCGUCAUCUGGGUUACGGUCAAGCGUCCUCUUUGGCCUCUUGCCUGCUGAGGGUCUGCUUGCCGUCUGGGGUCCUCUGGGAGCGCUGGAAGGAUCCUGGGGCAGUGGUUAGCUCUGAAUGCUACUUUUAGCUUGUUUAAGUAUCGUGCUCCACCUGUUGUCACAUACUUGUUUAGCUUUGGAGAAAAGGUGAUAAGUGAUGUUUGUUCCUGGCUCAGAAAUAAAUAGACAAUAAACAAUUGUGGUAUCUUGAUUGAUAUUUUUAGUCCUUACAACAACCAUAAUUUGUAUUAGCAUUAAGCAGAUUUUGGUUAAAAAUAGACUUUUGGUCUAUAUGCCCAAGCUCUCAUACACAUGGCCCACAGAGCCCAGAUUAAAGUCUGGAGUCCACUAGCUGCAUGUGGAGGAGAAGGAGGAGUGCUGGUGUUUUUUGACCCCGGGGGGCUUAAAGGGUUUAAAUGUAUGACCAGCUGAAAAAAAGGGAGAAAGAUGAAGGAGGUAGAAAAAAGGGAUGAAAAAAGAGGAGAAAAAAGGUUCUUUUAGCCCAAGCCUUUUCCUCUGGUGCUCUGGGAGAGGCCCUGAGUAUGGCAGCUGUCCCAGUCUGUGUGUGUGUGAGAGAGAGAGAGUGAGCAAGAGAGAGAGACCAACUUAGAGGAGGAAAGGGGGUCAUGUUGCACCCCUCUUUCACCCCUACAACCCCAUACAGACACAUUCACACAAACUUACAUGCAGCAGCAGUGGUAGCUAAAUGCGAGCGCGGCCCUACCCCAAUUGCCAAGAUUAUUUGGCGUCACAGACGGUCAUUGCAAAAUCUGCCCGGUGACAAGGCGUGUGGACGGAUCACAAGAGUGUGGAGUGUAAUAGCUACCCUCCCUGGCAUCCCUCUUGUAGGCUGGCAUCCUGGUUUGUGGCACCAAGAUGCACUUCAGUUUCAGCCGGGUGUACAGUGAUUCUUGUAAGAUUUAUGUUUGGAUGACAGAUGAGCGAUGCCGGGUGUCUGACUGUCAGACUUCAAGUCACCUCUGCUGAUUUUGGGCUCUGCUCAGGGUACUAUUUGAGAUACUGUAUGCUAUCAAGAUAUAAAAACCAUCAUUUACAGUUUAAUUAAAGUUGGUAAUUACAGCAAAGAUAAAGUGGACAAAUUAUAAAUGGAGGAAAGCACAGAAGAGCCAUUGUGAUGUAGGACAGAGGACAGGUGGCUGAAAAUCCACAUUUAUGGAGUUUAAAAGUGGUUUUUAUCACUAAACAUCAACCUUUGAUUUUAUGUAACCUCUGUCGAAAAAAAAUAAAAAUAUUGGACAUAGAUGAUCAGAACAAGGUUUUUUCAGUGAAUUUCUGCCCACCAGCCUGAUGAAAUAAUGUUUCACCAUUUACCAGAAAGGACAAACUGCUUCAUCAAGGAUUAUGGAAUGAGUUCAUUCCUGUAUAAUAUAAAUAAAGAGCUAGAGGUGAAUAACACAGUCUUAUCUGUAGAGUCAUUUAAAACCUUUAGGACACGGUGUGCUGUGGUUAACCCAGAAGGAAAAAGAUUCUAUCCUGAUGCCAUUGCAAGGACUUCUUUUAAACACCCACUCUGAUGAAAAUCAUGUUUUUCUUGUUGUCUGCAUGUUCAUAUGUCAUUUUUCAGAUGCUACAGGUCAUAUCAUGAGGAAAUUAAGUGCAAAAUUGCAUUUCUGAGUAUUUCUUCAUUCAAAUCUCUGUGAAUCUCUGGCGGACCUAAACGGCAGGCUCAGAUACAGUGAGAUUUCCUAUGUCACAACUGCAAGCUCUGACCCCGGAGCCCACUAUGCAGGCCAGACUCUGGGAAGUAGAGAGGACAACUUGGGACAAGCAUGUGCUUUAGCGGAUUGCAAUGCUUGUAAGAAAGCUAAUUAUGAUAUUAACUUUCAUCAUGUCCCCAAAGACAUUAGUGUCUAAGAGCUGAAUAGCUCCUAUGUUACCUGCCACUUUGGCUGCACUGGCAAUGUUAGACUACAAACUAGCAUGAAGAGGAGUGUGCAGAGCAGCGCUGUCUCCGCCCACGACUCAGAGGUCAAUUGCUAAUGAGCUACUGGAGCUCUGCAGAAGAAAAGGCCUUGAAAAUGACACAGGUAACGUGAUUUUAGCUAAAAAAAAAUAUCAAUUGCGAUCUAAAGACCACUGAUAACACUCUUAAUAGUGAAAAAAAAAAACAACCGAGAGGGACUUAAAGCGGUAUGCAUUUUCUGUGCAGCUGUGUAGCUCUCUCUAGUGCCAUUUAUUUGUGACAUCCUGAAAUAGCCACAAGACAUGCAGGACUUUACCUCAGCCUACGUUCGAAUUGAUAGUUUUGAGGUAAGGAUAGUCUCCCUGCUUACAGCCUAUUUGUUGAUACUAGUGUGGGGAGUCAAACCAGCACGCCAUCCGUAUUUGUACUUUGUAAUCACAAAGUAAACUUUUUUUUAAUAAUCUAUUGUAUAAUUAAUAACGUAAUGAGAGAGAAAAUCUAUUAAAAAGUGUUGCAACUACACCUUGAAUUUCUAAACUGGAUAAAUUCGCGGCAUAAAGGAUCCAGGGUUUAUUUGAAAUUUUGAAAUACAGCUUCCACAGCUCCUUUAUUUUGACAUAAUUUUUAUUUAAGACACUUGUCAAAACAUCUGUCUUUCACCAAACCUCUUCGGUUCUCGCUGCGGUUCAGAUAAUUAAUAACGCACAUACAAGCGAGCUGAGUGAGGGUCUGGCAGGCCAAAGAAAGCGAGUGAGGUGUGAGGUGAGCAGGUCACAGACGGCCUGUGAGCUAAUCACAGUCUGAUGGAGUCAAACCCCCAAACAGACUGGAGAAUCCAUCUAGAAACCCAGAGCGACCAGCGUGGGCUUUCUGCAGGAACGCAGCAGACAGGAAACCACAUGAUAUGUGCGCUUGAGUGUCUGCAGUGUGUGUCCGUGUGAAAGAAUAUAACUGUGUGUGUGUUGUAUGUGUGUAGGUGUUUCUUUCUCUGUUUUACGCAUAUUCUUUCUGUGGUGUGGGACAGUUGAGGUCAUCUGAGUGUCUCAUAUUGUGACCAUGCUUGUUUAAUGGGAGUCAGUGGGGAUACAAGGGCCCAGGCCAAGAUUUCUCAGUUUAGUGAUUGUUCAGAGAUUAUUGCGGGAUGUUUGAUAACCAUUCAGAAAUGGAAAAUCAUCUUAAAGAGAUUGAUUCCCGAAGAGUUAGUCUGCAAAGUCAGUGAAUUUUUAAAGCUCCGAUAACAACAAUGAAUGAACAGAGGUCAACAGUAAACAAGUAAAGCAUGUUAUCUUUUGUUUCUAUGUAUACAGCAGCAUUAUCAUAGGAUGGGUCAUCUCUUCACUCUGAUCUCUGGGCCAAACACUCAUCUGUCACUGGUUACUAAAAGGGAGCACAUUUCCUCAUUUUGCAGGGAAGGAAAUGAAAAUGCAACAGUUGUGCUUUAGUUUCAGAGGAACCUGCCUUCCUUUCCCGCAGUGAGAACUUCCUCUGCAGCUCUGCUGAGAGAUUGUAUUUCUGUCUCUGCAGAGGCAGAACCAGAGAGGUAGCAGAGGGGUCACCCAGGCCAGAUGGGCCGUGACCUGAGUCAUUUACUGUACACUAUAAGGGCGGGCCUGAAGCAUCUUUUUCUUCAUCACCUUUUAUCAAAAUAAUUAAAUAAUCAUAAUAAAAGCAUCUUCCUGCUGCGGUCCCCUUUUUGCUACCCUGACUUGGGAGAUGCUGUGAUAUUGUAUAAUAUUGCAUUAGACUUUUUAUUUAUUUUUUUUUUUUUGAUACCGUGUUAUGUUAUAGGCCGAUCAUAAGAUAAGAUAAGUACUUUAUUCAUCCCCAAAGGGAAAUUCAAUUGUCUGUAGUUUUAUUUCUCAUGUCUUAAAGUCAUCCACUAUUUAUAGAAGAAUACUGCUAAAGUUAUUGGAUAUUUAAAAGUUUUUCAUUUUUAAAGCUAUCAUGAAUAAACCCGUCCAAACUACACUACCACAUACUAUACAGUCCAGAACUGUAUCUUGUAGUAUCUUAUUGUAUCACAUCAUAUCAUAAUCUAUAGUAUCAUAUUGUAACAUACAGUAUUGUACUGGUUAGUAGAUCACCGUACUGAGCUGUAUCAUGUCAUACAGUAUCUAUCAUAUCGUACUAGAUAUCACACUGUAUUGGGCCAUAUCACACUACAUCUUAUCAUAUUGCAUGCUAUCCUAUUGUUUUCUAUUGUGCAGUGUCCUAUCAUAUGGUAUGGUAUUGUGCUAUAUCAUGUGAUAUUGUAUAAUAUUGUACCACAUUGUAUCAUACUCUGCCACACACUAACGGUCCCUAUGUCACCACAGUUUCUUUUAUCAUGCUGAACUGUGACAAUUGUUUGAUGUAGCAUUAUAUCUUGUGAUGUUAUACUGAAUUAUAAUUAAUUAUUAUUAUAAUUAUGUUAUUUAGUUGUAUCAUAUGUUACCUAGGGGUGGGAGAAAAAAUCGAUAUAGCAUAGCAUCGCUCUAUUUUGUCUGGUGAUAUAUCAUAUCAUCUCAUUUACCAAGUAUCAAUUUUUUUUAAAUGAAUUGCCAACUUGAAGUCAAAGCUAUGAUAAUGGAAAAAUAAGAUCAACAGUUUGUUCAGUGAGGUUGGCGGAAGUGACAUCAUAGAGCAGGAGAAAGUUAGUACAACAAAUAAGGUUUGCAAGAUGUGCUACAUAAAAAUGAAAUACUGCGUAAGUAAAUCAAACAUAAAGGAAAGCCAAAUGCUAAAUUAGCUAAACAGUUGAAAAAAUUGACAUAAAUUGCAAUAUAUUGAUAUCACAUCAUGCGGUAAUCUUUACUAUCAUAGUAUACACUGUACCAGAUCGUACAGUAUUGCAUCAUAUCGUUUCUUAUCUUAUUAUAUUGUAUGUCAUCUUAUGCUUUACCCUGUCUGUGAUAUCAACACUGAACUAUUGUCUAUUUAUCAGUCUAUAAGCCGAUUUAAGAAUACUUGACAACUAUCAUUAAGCUACAUAGUAUUAUAAAAUAUUUAACCAGCUCAUCAGGUCUUCAAAUUUGCAUUUACAUCCAAUCAGCUGUUAAUCCUUUUUUGGGAAAGCAGAAAUCAUUUUUAUCAUAUUUAUCUGCAUAAAGACAUUUCUCUAGAAAAUUCUCACAGUUACCUUAAAGACACUAAAAAGUCAUACUUCGCUUUUUAAUAAUCGGUGAUGUGUUUUGUUUUGUUUUGUUUUUGUCAGGAGUAUCAUCAGUUUGUGAAUCAGAUACUAGCAGACAGCAUCUCUGCAGGUGUAAAGUGGAUGGUGAUAGGACUGAUGAAAGAGUCAUGUACCUCAUGUAGUAAAAAGAAUCAUGAGAACUUUUUGAAAACCAAAUGAAAUUGGAAAGUUUUGUGAGAACCUGUAUCAGAUUUAAUUAAAAUGCAUAUUAUAAAAUGCAAAGGGAAGCACAUUUCCUUAACUUCACGUCGUCUACCCUUAUCAGUUCCUCUGUCAAGUGACAGGAAGAUACAGAUAACGCUCCCUGACUGUCUUUCUAAUCUUCAGUCUAUCUGUCCACCUGUCCCACCCUCCCUCUGCUCGCCUCCCGACUCUUCGUCUCUGGCUGUGUCUCUCUGGCCAUAGAGUGAUGAUUCAGGGCCUAUUGUGAAGUGAGCAAUCCGAUACAGAGGCAGCCCGAGAGCAAGGGUGGAGGGGGGUGAGUGCGAUGGAGGCAGUAGAGGAGGAGAAGGAACAGAAAAGGUUUAUGGGUGUUCUCAAAGAGCCAGGUCCUCGCUGUCUGGAGCCCCGAGGCUGUUUGGCACCCUUACCUGUCCUCUGCUUUACCUGUUGCUCUCAUUCUCUUUUUGUCUUGCUUUAUCUUUAUCUUUCUCACACCCCCGAGCCCUUCACUGUCCUUUUUUUAGCCCUCCACACCUUCGCUGUUUUCUCUCACACUCACGUACAUCCUCCUCUCCCCUCACCCCAUGGUCCCUCUUUGCCAACAUAUGGUUUUGUGAGUGAUUUUAUUAGGAAGACGAUAUGAAGUGUUUCACUGUCUGGUUUGAUGGAACAGCUUGAGACAUUCAACUCCUGGUCAGCUGUGACUUCUGCACAUUGAGUCCCAGAGCAGAUGGUGCGUGCGUGUGUGUGUGUGUGUGUGUUUGUGUGUGAAAGAGAGCAUACCUGUCUCUCCGUGCAUGUCUUUUUUUUUUUAAGGAUAUCUACCUUAUGUCGUACCUCUCGUAUGCACACACGCCGUGAUGUCAUGAGCAGCAUUAUUUAACAGGCAGCUGGGAGGCCAUUCAUCAUUUAAUUAAAAGCGUCUGAAAGGGAUCUGAGGCCUAAUGAGAUUAGCUUUAAUUAUUGAUGCUGCUGCUACACACGCACUUACACACACACACACACACACACACACACACACACACACACACACACACACACACACACACACACACACUCUCUGCAGGCCCACAAACACACACUCUUGUUAGGACCUCCACUCAGACUGUCCUCAGACUCCCCGUAAGAACACAAACAGUUCUUCUUUCUUUGUCUGACUCCCAUAAACAGACACAUCUCAUUGUCUUAGCCUCAUGGUGGGAUGUGGAGGUUCUUUGGGGUGGUGGGUUUGGUGAAUCCAUGGGGGGCAAGCCUGCAGCAAGAGGACAGAACAGGGGGUGCAGUAGCUGCGGUCAUGUGGGGGGCAGAGGGGUCGCAGUGGUGGUGUUGGGUUUCUUUAGGGCCCACACAGCAGCAGGGAGGACUGCUUAUUCUUCAAGUCCACUCUUUGAGUCCGUAUUUCAUCAAAAUUCAUUCUACUACAAAACACAGACCAUUGGAUGUGUCGGGAAACCAGUCCCACAUAUAAAUCAGUCAUUCACAUUAAUUUAUUUAGCUUUGUCUGUUAGUUUUUGACCUAAUUUCCCAGAGUCCCUCUUUGUACAAUCAGUCAGUGACCUGUGUGUCUUUAUCUUUACUCAGCUGUGUUAAAAACUUGACUUGUGCAGAGAAGAUUUGACCCAUUUUGCAUCUGCUAGUUGACCCUGUGGCAAAAAUGUUAAUUUCCAUAGGCAUCCUUAAAAUGGAUCACAACUUAAGUUUGUUGUUAAUGGCAGACCAGUCACAAGCAGCAAAGAAGAGAGGAUGAAAACAGUGAAGUAAGAAAGGUUGAAAGGCAAGAAGGUGGUGUGUGCUGGUUUGGUUUGGCAAAUAAGCACUCCAUUAGAAGCUGGAGGAUGAGAAAAAAAAAUAGAUUUUGUUAAUGUAAUGUUUUUUAAGAGUAAAGUUGAGAUGUUGACUAAAAUAGAAAUUCAGAAUUUAAUUUGGAGGAAGGAAAAGAUGGAAGCAUCACACCUCUGCAUAAGCCUGCUUUUUCAGAGGGCUGUAGUGCUAAAUUCAUCAUUAGGAUAUUUUUUUUCCAUGUGUUAGGAAGGAGAGUAAGCGUUAGCUCAAACUUGUCGUUUCAGUUGUAUGGCUGAAAGAAAAUUCUAUGAAGUCCCCUAAGUUAGCAUGAAAAUAGAGGUAAACAUAUGCUAUUUAUUAGGGGUGGGAGAAAAAAUCAGUGCAGCGUAGUAUCAGGAUAUUUUGUCUGGUAAUAGAUCGUAUCGUCUCAUUUACCAAGUAUCGAUUUUUCUAAUUAAUUGCUAAUAUGAAGUCAAACCUAUGAUAAUGGAAAAAUAAAAUUAACUGUUUGUCCAGUGAGGUUGGCGGAAGUGACAUCAUAGAGCAGGAGAAAGUUAGUACAACAAAUGUAUAUAUAAGGUUUGCAAAAUGUGCUACAUGAAAAUAAAAUAAAAUACAGCGUAAAUAAGACAAACGUAAAGGAAAGACAAAUGCUAAAUGAGCUAAACAGUUGAAAAAUAUAUAUAAAUCGCAAUAUAUUGUAUUUUGCAAUACUCACUGUAUUGCAAAAUGUAGAAAAUUGCAAUAAUAUCAUAUUGUGGCCCAAGUAUCGUGCUUAUAUUGUAUUGUGGAGCCACUGGUGAUUUCCACCCCUUCUAUUUACUGAUAUAUUGUACAGUAAUGUGAGUGACAUUCAAAGUCAUAAACAGUACUCAUAAAUUAGAAAUGUAUACAUAAGGUUAAAUAGCUGCAGUGAUACACAGUGUAGGUGUAAAUGAUCACACAGCUUGUUCACACUUCUUCUCCUUCUGCUGGUGAGAUUCACCGCACACAGAUACCAUAUAACGUUGAGGAAGGGCUGCUAGCUCAACCGGAUGCUCAGUUUACAAAAAUAAGGAAAAUGUAAGAUCCAUUGACCUCAAAGAGAAACUAGGUGAUGUAAGCUUUUCUUCAACAUGUUUGUUUAAAAAUGAUCAGUAUUAGUCUAUAUAGCAUCAGCUUUGCCGUCAUUUUGUGCUAGUUCAAAACUUAAAUAAUCCUCCUCUAAAAAUAUUUUGUUCUCAUUCCUGGCCCGCCUGCUCCUUACUUAAGUUCUUUACACAGGUUUGAUUUCAACCUGCAGUGCUUUGAGGCAUGUCAUUCCCCACUCUCAUUUCUAAGUUUCCUACUCUGUCCACUUUCCUGGCAAUGUAUUACAAGCAUCUAAGCCCUAAAGUAAAAUUUACAAGACAAGAUGCUGAAUGAAUUUUAACCAAAUAGAGGCAGAUACAAGGUUUAAAAGUUAUGGGGCAGGAGACCUUGAUCGAUGCUGCAGCCAAUUAAUGUCAGUUGGAAAGGCCAAUGGAAAAGCUAAAUGAAAUAGAAAGGCGACGUUUUAAUGUGAUGUACAACAGAAAACAUAGCUAAUCUUGUGACCCAGCUAUGAGGAACAAAAAACAUACUGUAUGUGAGCAGGAUGAAUUUAUUACGAUAAGGAUUCAGACAUACAUUCUGCUGAGUUAAGGCGUUACAUCUGAUCUGUGCUCUUGAGCGUGCCUCUUAUUGGAUGGAGUGAUGGCUAGUGUGUGGAUGUGGAUACGUGUGUAUGUGUGUGUGUGUGAGUGAGUAUGCCUGGUCAGCCGUGGACUGGUUUAGGUUUCUCCCAGUUGUUUUUUUAAUCACUCUCAUCAGAUUAGCUGAGCAGGGGCAGUCGAGGCCAAACGCUUCACAAUUAACAGCGCAGAACCGGCCACACACACACACACACACACACACACACACACACACACACACACACAUCCAUCAGUGACUUUUCAUUUGAGUCCAUUGAGUAAAGCUGCAUUAAAUCACGUCUGUGAUCCCUCACUCUGUGAGACAAAGAGGAGCCAAUUCAAACAGUAGAAAUGCAGACCACCAGGACGAAGAGGAGGGGGAUAAAGGGGCGCUCUUCUAGUCCACUGCUUUUCCUCUUCAAACUUGAGUUUCUACAAUAAAUUGUUCGAAAAUAAUCAUCUCUGUUCUGGGGCGUCUCUGCUUGUUUUUGUGAUAUUUCUUGGGAUUUUUAAGCUCCUGUGGAGAACUUUUGGUUUGUGUCCGUUUUUGCGCCCCCCUGUGGACAAAGCAGUCUUUGCAUAGAGGUAUAGAGAUGUAACAGUCAACUAGGCUUGGAAUCAACCAAAGAAAUUCCUGGUCGAUUAAAACCCGGAAAUUUUCGACCAAAAAUCGACUAAGUGGGGGGUGGGGAUGACAAUAUACAUAGACACAGAGGAGGUAGAGGAGGACUCACAUGAAAGUUCAAACGCUCAAAAUAGAAACAAAUAUUCAGCAAACCACCAGACAUUGAUUAAUGUUGACGCUCUUCAAUCUUCUUGUCUCCAGCCGGUCUCCAGUGGGUUGGAUGAAUCCAAAAUGUUAAAAACAAGGGGGGUGUUCUGAGAUAGUCUGUUACCUGUGAAACGGGGGUGCCCUGAAAACAUCCCCAUUAGCACUUGGUACAUUCCCCCUGAUGAAAUUAACCAUAGACUGUAAAUUGACACGGAAAAAAUCAAGUCGACCAAUCAGAAUUUUGGUCAACUCAGCAUGUAUCGACCAGUAAGUCGACCAGUUGUCUAGGACUGUACAGCCAUACAGUCAACUCAGCAGUAGAGACUGCCUUGGCAGAGAGUUAUGAAAACAAGAGAAAGGACAAGUCUGAAGUUAUCCACGUGUACCAGGCAAAAUUAUCAGUGAGAGAUGAAUUAUACGUCCGACUAUGAGAAGUUGGAUUUGGUGUGAUUUCAGUCAGACUAGUGUGUUCACAUGUAUCUAAAAAGUCCAGUUAGGGCCAAUUAAUGCGAUAAAUCCAACAUUCUGAUUCUAGAUUGAUUCCCAUUGGUUGCAGAUACAUGUCCCCAUAACAAUCUAUCUGUGUAUAUCUCUGGUGCUUUACUCUUCCUCACAUGCUGUAUUAAUCUGAUUGGUUGUAGGUCUGUACAGUAGCUCUCCGCAGAAGAGUUAGAUAAAUGGAGCAAUUUGAGAUCCUUUACCUAGGUCCAGAUCGGUAUUGAGUCCAAACCUGUUUUUUUCUUUAUUCUACUUUUAUGUGUAUUAGUUUUAUUGAGUUAUGAGGGGGAUGGUUCAAGGUGGAUAAAUUCAGGAAGUAAACAUUGAAACUAUGUUUCAGUAAACAUUUUCCAAACGGAAAAGAAAUGUAUAAAUGUCACUUCUUUCUCAAUCAUUAUUAGUUGUUAUUCCCUCAUUUCUCAGACCACUCUUUUUAAGGCCUUCCCCUUGGUGAUAGUAACAUUGAUGAAGCACUUGUAGAGCAUACAUUGAGUAUUGUUAGGUAAAGAGAGGUACACCCAGCUGGAGAGAGAUGUUUUUUGGGAGAGUACCUUUUCAAACACCACCUCCUCCUCCACCUCUUCUCCACUCCACAAACUCAGCCUGUUUUUCCCUUUCACUCCCUCAUUUCUUUUUUCUUUUAUAACUUCCUACUACACCUGAAAAAGGGGCAUUUUUGGAGACAUAAAGAGAGGGAUAGUUUUACACCUCCCCAGGCUGGGGGAGCGGAGGGGUGUAGGAGGAGUGGUGAAGUGAUGGAGGGAGGGAGGAGGAGGCUUGGCACAAUGUAUUUUACAUGAAAGGAAGGGGAUAGAGUUACCAUGCCGAUAACCACUCAUACAAAUGGGGAGAGCAGGGAGCUUUGAGCAGAGGACAGGUAAAUGUGUGUGCGUGUGUUUGCGUGUGUGUGUGUGUGUGUGUGUUUGCGUGCUCGAGUGUGUGUUUGUGCGUGUAAUAGGGAGAAAGAAAACGUGGAGGAUAGAUAGAGAUGGAGGUAGUGUUUGUGUGGUGAGUAACAUCCUUCAUGAGUGAGCUUUGUGGUCGACACAGCGAGUCACAGACAGGGAUAACUGAAUGAUCAUGUUACAGGUGUGUGUAUGUGUGUGAGUGUGUGUAUAAGAAAGUGUGUCCCUUUUUUUAUUGAAUCACUCUAAAAAUCAUUUAAACUUCACACUCCAAAGGACUCUUUUACUUUUUAGGAGUUUUUUUUUUUAUUAUUUGUUUCUGGUAAAUAAAGUAAAAAGAUGUUUUUCAACAGUUUGGAAAAUUAGCAUGAUUGUUAAAGCUAAGGUACAGGUAAGAAGAUUGACACUGUAUUUUUGUAUGUCAAAUAUAAUAAAGAGCUGGUUGAGGCUAUCUGUCAGUUAGCAUACCUCAGCGCAGAGCAGGAGAAGAUUUAGCUGCUUGUUUUUUUUUUACACUUAGAUUUCUAAGGAAUGAACAAAUAAUAAUCUGCUUAUAUGCGAAGUUGAGAGAAGCUGUGAGGUGAAGUUGUUUAUUUUAAAAAGAGCCAGGCAAGAUUUUUUCCCCCCGUUUUCAGGUUUUGUGUUUUAGACAAAACAAGACAGAGCUUCUCCAAAAAUAUUUCAUCGAGAUCAAAAUAAGACAAAAGAGACAAAGAGGAGCAGAGUCUGUCUGAGCUGUCUCUCUGUGGCUCCUCAAGUGAAGAUAAACUGAUGUUGUUCCACUUGAAGAACAAAGUUUUUCUCGAGGGCCUCUUGAAAGGGAGUGCAGCACCGCCGUCACACACUUUUAAAAACACUCCUUAAGUCAACAAAAACCCAAGCUGGGUUCCUUUCUUUUCCUCCAUGAUAUACUACCAGUUUCCUUUCCUCAGUUCACUGCUCCAUGGUGCCCGUGCCACACACUCUUUUGUUUUUUCUGUCUUCUUCUGACUUGUUUUGUAUUUCAUCAGGCAUGUUUUGGGACGCCUCCCCAGCUCCCCUCUCCACUUGCUGUGAAAAUAUUUCAUGGAGGAUGUUUUAGGACGACCCCCUCCUGAUGGGGGUCCUGCUUGGCUAAUAAUAAAGUGCUUGAGUUGUCAAGCACUUCGGCAACACCCUAAUCUGUUCUGACAGCUCGUCCUGCACAUACACUCUCAAAAGACCCACACACAUGCACACGAGCACGUCGGCAUGCACAUGCAGCACACUUUGAACGGACAUUUGCCCUGAUGUGUACACACACAGGUCCACAGACAGUCUAUCAAUCAAGGUGUUUAUUGGGGCUGGGGGAUAAAUGCUGUGGGACAGAGCUGCAUGCUGUCACUGUGGUGAGUGAGCUAAAGGUGGCCGGUGCACAGUUGGAGGCGGUGGCCCUGUUCCAAAUUGGUGUCUGGCUUUGCACUGUAUUCAUUCAGCACCUCCUCAGCUGUUUCUGUUGCGUUUAGCUUUGCAGUUACAUUCAGACUGCUCCGUGUGUUGCGAAACAUUCAGCUCACCCUUACUGAAAACCUAUCUUACUUACAUGAUCAUUUAAACACGAGUUGUAAUAUGUUGUUGACAUAAUAUGAGCCUUUUAGUUCCAAUUAAACUGACACCAUGUACAGCAGCCCAGAUGGGACAAAUAAAGAUCAUCACAGGUUCCCUGCAUGCUUGGAGGAGAAGGGUACGGGAAACAGCUUGACAACUUGUAUGAUCUCACACACUUCUAUUCAUUUAUAAUUUUUGCCUCACACGUGAUACAAGUAAGUGACUGGAAUAGUAUUUCAGGAUACGAUACGAUACUACACAAUAAGAAACAAUACUGUGUAAAAGGUAUGAAACAAAAAGAUACUACGAAAUUAUACGAUACAACAUGACACAAAACCAUACGAUAUGAUGCAAUGUGAUACAGUAUGAUUGAUACAAAAAAGGGAAAUGAUAUAAAACAAAAACAUAUGCAAUGAUUUGACACAAUACAAUACGGCACAGUACAAAAUGUCUCAAUACGAUACAACAGGGAAAAAAAACUAAGCAGUAAGAUUAAUGAGAUAAGGUAAAAUACAAUAUGAUACAUCACCUACAAUUAUGUCAUUUCUAUAGUUAUAAACUGAGUGUAUCUGUUUAACCUAAGGAUGAAAAAAUCCAUUAAAAGUUUAAAAGCAGGUCUAAUUUUACUAGCCCAUCUGUAAGGGUUCACAUCAGAGUAACACAACGUGUGUUGCACUGAAGUCACACUUUACUGCCAUAACAACAUUUCUUCCCACCUCUACCUUCAAAGUUUAUGAAACUGCUAUGUUUAAAGCACAAAGGACUCCUAUUUGAAUUCCUAGUUGUUGUGUAAAAGGAAGUUUUAGCAAGACUGACUCAAAAAAAAUUUCUGUUUUACUUUUAUUUUUCCCUUUUAUCUUCAGAAGUUUAUAAAAGUGUUUUGAACAAGCAGAAUCAGGUGCUGGCGCUGGUUUGAGCUCUGUGAUCAUCAUUUUCCUGUCAGUGUCUGACUCACUAUGCGUCUGUGUGCAUUUUUCCUCUGAAACACCUUGAUGGCCAAAGUGAAAGAGUGCCAUCUUCAGACGGAGGCAGAUUUGAGUCCCUGAGCUAAUAAAACACUCCCUCCACCUUUCCCUCAAAACUUCACACACGUGCAGCCGGUGUGGUUCCAAUUAUCACAGAGUGUGUGUAUGCGUUCAGGUGUGUAUAUGAGUUUCUGUGUGGUAGUGGGUGAGAUGGGGGAGGGUGUGUGAGAGAGGAAGGUCAAUUUCAUGGUGUGAAGUUUAUGGUCUGGUCUAUACUUUCUUCUGCACAGCGGGGCAUUGACUUUACAUCCACACCCUGUCUACAUUUACCUUUUAAGUUACGAGGAAAUAAUGACAGCAGAAUUGCACACAUGAGUGUUUUUAAUUUUCAGCGCUUGACUGAUUUGAGUUCUGUUUUGCAUUUAAAGUAUCACGUCUUGUUUUUUUUCAACUGACAAAAAAUAUUAUGAAGUCUGGUGUGGACCUUCACAAAAAGGGUAAACUUAAUCAAAUAUUAGAUUUUAGACGGAGCCCGGGUGCGUCUGUAGUGUCUAACAGCUGAGAGGGGGCGAGAGAGAAAGAUAGAGAGGAAGGAGGGGAGAGAGAAAGAGGGGGAGGAGGCAGAGGAGGAGGGAGACAGGACGGGUGAAAUGUUCCUCAUUACCAGAGUGGAAGAAGACAGGAGCUGUGCAUGGACUGACUUUGAGAAAGAAAGACAGAAAGAGAUGGAGAAAGUGGUGUUUACCUUCAGUUUGAGUCAUUUCUGCUGAGGAUUCAUGUCUAAGAAGAGACAUGCAAAGAGAAAGAUAGAGAAAGCAAACACUUGAAAAAGGAGAAUAACGUGACACCUGGAGUACAGAGCAAAGCAGAAGCAGGUAGAUAGAGCCGAACUGUUCGCUACGAAGGAGUGUGUGUCCGUGUUUCUGUUUGCAUAAGAUCUGUAAGUGUGUGUGUCGGAGGGAGAGAAGUGGAUUGUACAUCUGUGUAACUUUGAGAAGCUGCUGAUCGACUAACAGAUUACAGCCUCAGGUAAGACUAUAUCUCUCAAAUUAUGUGACAUACACUAUAAAGUUGAUCCUAGUUUUUAAUCAUUUGUAAGCUCAUUAAUCUUUGUGUUUUUACCAUCAUUUCUGCUGUCAGUGUUGUGAACCAAAUACUUAAAUUUAAAAGUCACACCUCUGCACAAAUAUGCUCUUAAAGCUGAAGCUUAUAAAGGAAAUCUGACGACUGCCACUCCAGAUAUUUUAACAUAAAUUGGCUGAAUGGGUGCAACAUUUAGAGUGUCCACACUGAAAUAAGGUUAGUAGGUUAUGCUGACAACACUGUAGUUAUUUCAGUGUGAGUUAAUUUUUUUAUGAUUAAAUGUACUCAUGAAUAAUUUUUAAAUGUGUUUUUAAUAAUUGAAACACUAUCUUAGGUUUUUCUCUAAAUAUAUAAAUAUUUUUAAAUAUCCUUCAGUACUCUGCGUAAUAAUUGUUCCUUUUUGCUUCAAGUGUAAUUUGCUGCAGAAUUAAAGCUCCUCUCUUGUAUUUAUUUUGAAAAUCUCUUAAUUUUAUUUCAGGCUACAACAGUAUGUUUGUGUUUUUAAGGGGAUUUUCACAUAAGACAUAUUUUUUAAUGUGGGAAAUAAGACUUUUCUAUAUACUGGAACAUAAAACUGGAUUUCUUUAUUUUCUUUGUAAACCAUUUUUGCAAAUGUGUGCGUAUGUGUGCUCGAGCACAACUCUAUGGUAUCAGAUAUCUCAGUGCAGAUGGGUUGGGUUAUUACCAGAAACACACAGCGCUAUUCUUCUUCCUCUCUUUAGCACCCUUUUCUUUUACAGCGUCAGGUCGUCACAGUUUGAUAGAAAUGAAAAUGCUUACUCCACAUUUCAUGACAAAUUUUAGAAACUUAAAUGAAAGCAAAAUUAACCAGGAAAGAAACUGAAGAAUGAAAAACAAAAAGCUAGGAGAACUUCACGUUAUUUCUAACUCACAUUCACUGUUUUAUUAUGUUUGCCAGAGGCCUCGGUUCAGGCUUCACAUUAUCAUUACAUCCAUUAGAUGAUGAUUAGUAUUAAUAAGUAACCACACAGACCUAGCAGUGCGUAUUUCCCUUAAAUAAAUCAUUGUUAUUAGCGCUAAUUAACUAGCGUACCUGUAUUUAUCCCUCAGGGAGCUCUCAGCCCGGCAGGUUGUGUUCCAGACUGGUCACCUAGCCAACCAGGUCAGAGGUCGUCUAUUUAAAAGGCUCAGGUGACACAAAUGAGUCCUUCAGGCACUGUGACCACCUAAGAUUCACUUAGGAGGCCCUUUGUCUCUCUGUGACAAUUAAAAGUUGGACCUUGAAUGUAGGAAUAGAGGGAAAAAAAGGAAAAAUAUUAAAGUUACACUCCGUCGCUUAAAUUUUUGCAACUUUUUAAAACUGAGUGAAUUUAAAGGCUUUCUCUAAGAUUAUUAAUAUUUAAAAUGUGUUGGGGAUAAGUGUCUUUAAAUGUUGUAAAAAAGUUUUUUUAAAUGAAAUGUGGAACAAAAAAAUAAAAGUAUGGACAGAGAGGGGCUUGAGGGGCUCUGAGAAGUCGACACGGAGAGAAAGUGUGUGACGGAUUAAAGCCCGAUGAUAAAAGCUUUUCAGGAUCAAAGUCAGCGUGUGCUUGUGUUUUCACAGAUCAUGUUGAGACAGAAACAGACAGGAUAGUGUGUUCCCCCAUGUGUGCAUGUGUGUGUGUGCGCGCAUACAGCCGGUGUGUACUCGGCACUGCAUGUGGAUUGCAGUUUCUCACGGCCAUGCUGCUGAUGUCGUGACUGACAGCCUUGUUAAAUUUCAGUAAAGCAUGAAACGUGACAUGAAAGUGGCUUGUGUGUGUACGUGGAGAGAGAGUGUGUCGGGGAGGUAGUGUGUGUGUGCAGAAAGUGAGUGUAUGUGUGCGUAAAGUGAUCCAUACGAGGGCACCAGCUAACCUUUGAACUCUGUCUUAAACGGCUAAGUGCUGCUUCUUAUUCACUCUCUGCAGGAUCCUCUAAUCAAAACCAUAACACACACACACACACACACACAUACACAUACACACUCGCACACGCACACAAACCGCCACAUACCUGCAGUUUAGUGUCUGCUGGUCCAGCACUUUCUCCGUAUACUUACCUGUGAUUGCGAUAAUGUGCAAAUGACAUGAAUAUUUGCAGCCGUGUUGAAUCUUGUAAGUGUGCAUAUGUGUGCGUUUGUGUGUGUUUGGCACCUCACGCGUGCCCUACACCUCGACAGUGUGUUGACACAGUGAUUACAGGGCAGCUGGUACACAUUGGCCCUCGGUCCGCCCUGCAUUUACUGUUCUAAUUAGUUCCUGUUCCAAAUAAGAGCGAGGAAUUUUAAUAGAGAACCGCUGCUCUGCUGUCCAGCUCCACAUACCCUCACACACCACAGACACACAUGUAAAAAUCUGCCCUAGUGUGUGUGUGUGUGUGUGUGUGUGUCUGUGUGUGUGUGUGUGUGUGUGGUAAGCACACUGAGGCUGAUUUUUUCUUCUUUCCCUGCCGUGAUGAAGGAAAAAGUUCAAGCCUGCAGUGAUUGACACGACCAAAUGUCUCUCAAAAAGUCGGGGCUGGAUUUAGUGUGCACGGCCAACGUGACCCGUUAAAGGGUGAGGAGUGAGUGCUGUGACCUAACAUGACCUCACAGUGAUCUCUGAACUCUUGAAGGGGUUGAGGAAGGGGAUGGAGCGGGGUCACAGGUGAACAAGGGAAAGUUUAUACCUUUCCUGUCACUUAAGAGCCAGUUAGCACUCCUGUCACGAUGGUCCCUGCAAGCAAAGACACUGGCUUCAGAUUUAUUCGCUGUGAUUUCAGAAUUCAGUCACUCUUGGGUUAGGAAUUUGAAAACUUCAUGCAGAUCAUCUCGUUGCAAGUUUGUGUUUACUUUGGGGUUAUUUUUAAUCAGAUUUGAGCUUGGCAGCACUUUCUUUUCCGUUUGUUCCAUGUGUAAAAAAGAAGGAAUUCAUUUAGUUGUCAGUGCAAACAUUCAAGACAGUAAUAGAAUUUGUCUCAUCCAUAAACACUUGUUUAUGAGGCGGCUUUAUGACCCAACAAACACUGGUUUUAAUUAUCUCUGUGUGUAGUUGAGUGUGUUUUUAUAUGGAGUAAUGUGUGUGUGUAUUUAGUAAAGGUUUUCUCUGCUGUGUUUCCUCUGCAGGUGAAGAAAUCACACAGUGAAUCUCAUGUUCCAGACCCUUCAGACGCCAGGUAUGCUAACGUGUGUGUGUGUGUGUGUGUGUGUGUGUGUGUGUGUGUGUGUGUGUGUGUGUGUGUGUGUGUGUGUGUGUGUGUGUGUGUGUGUGUGUAUCAGACAGACAGUAUUUUUUUUUAGAAGUGUGUGUGUAUGUGUGUGUUGCUAUUGUACAGUUAUGUGGGUCCAGUUUGCCAGUCAUGGUGCAGAGAGGUGAGGUUUCACUGCAGAUGCAGAUGAGGUCAUCAACACUUCCCCAAGACCUCGGUGUCUCUCUCACACACUCACACAAACACGAGCACUCCGAUACACGCCAUGAAAAGAUAUAUUGAUACAGUUGUGGGGCGAGGGGUCAAACUACUUUAUUUUAAGCUGAUGUGAGCUUCAAUUAAUCCUUUGAGGUUUUAGUGAUGAAAAAAGUUUUAAAAAAUAAUACAGAGCAAGUUUAAUUAAUUUACGAGAGAUUUGUCCAACAGCCAUAAAUUUGAUGAUUUUUAUACUGCAGGGGGUAGGUGUCAGUGGAACCACUGAAGAGGUAGCUUCUUUUUUAUAUUUGACUCAUCAAAUAUUCACAACAAACAAUGCAUUUUAUUGUCAAAAGUCAUGAUGAGGUUUCUUGUCAGGGGACGCUCCUCAUGCAGAAAGAGGAGCUUCACAGGAGCUUUUGGACUUCUGUUGGAAGUCACUCAAAUAUAUUAUCUUACUGCCUUUGACAUUUAAAGCCCCUGUAAGGGACUUUUGGCUUAUGUCAGUGUUAGAUUUUGGUGCCCCCAUAGGGUUUUUUUUUUUUUCCUUUUUUCCUUUUUUUUAUUCCUUUUUUAAGAUUUCCGCUCAUAUUGAAGUGCAAAAAAAAAAAAAAGUUAAAAGACAAAUAUUUGCCUGUCUUUAUUUUUGGGACGUCAGAGCUUUGCAAAAGCCCCUCUUUUCCUUACUUAAUAAAUGAAAAUAAGUCUUACUCUUUUUUAUCAGGAUUAUGACAGAUUCUUAGGGCCACAUGAAAUAAAUACACACUUAAGUGAUUUUUUCAGUUAUGGGGCACUUACACAAAGGGCAGGUAAAAUCACCUACUCGCUUAAACGCACGCACCUAGAUAGAUACGGGAAUGAAUAGUAUUUACUUGCUUCAGUUGCGCAUCAACAGCAAUUUCAACAGUAAUUUCAACAGUAAUUUUAAUGGUAACCCCUGCCAAUUAAACCAGCGGGAUCAAGUGAUAGACAAAGGUUUUUUAUGACCUACCAGGUAAUCCGACCUCCUUACUCACUUGCCUCCAGGUGAGCUCCUUUUUAUUCUGUUUUUGGUAGUUGAAAGAAAUGGCAUCAUAUAAUUCAGGGCACCCACACACCGACACAAUUAGUUGGUCCACCAUUUUAGAUACUAGUGAACAACCGUGCAUUUUUAUACGUAAUCCGGCAACCCUUGUGCUGAUUGGUUAUUGUGACGCGAAUAUCAGCUCAAAUUGAGACAUUUUCAUCUCCCGCCCACUUCGCAUCAUUGGCACUGCCAGAGUACCACAAACGUCUAAUCGCGUCUUUACGUUGACUUAACAUGUAAUUCCAUUGCGCAAAUAAUUUUACUCGUGCCUGAUGUGUGGAGACAAUAAGUCAUUUUCUUAUGAGAAUAAACUCCUACUAAAGUCAUUAUAUCAUGAGAAUAAAGUUACUAUGCUUUGUUAUAAGAUUAAAGUCAUUAUGUUUUGAAAAUAAAGCCAUUAAAGCUCCAAUGAGGAGUUUUAUGAAAUAGGCUGCAAUUCAUACUGGCACAUUUUCAUGAUAUCCAGAGGUAAAUAAGAUGAUUAGAUCUUUUGAGUUAAAGGACACUACUUAACAAAGCUUGUGAAGUUACAAAAGCUGGUCCAAGCUGUGAUUGCUUGCUGCAGUCUGUUAUUAAUAUCCUCUAAUCAUUUGUUGCAUUUGCACAGCAGGUCCAGGCAGAUAAUUACAACUUCCCUUCAUGUCCAACAAAAAAAUAGAAACAGUAUAUUUUCUCUUUGAUAAUGGUAUUUGAUUUUGAAAAACCCCGAUAGCCAACAGUAUCAAAUUUAGUCUGUUUCAAAAACAGCUAAAAAACGCUCACUGGAGCUUUAAUAUAUCAGACAGCUUGAAAAACUUUAUAUAAAUGGUUGUCGAGUAUGAACAUACGGUGACGUGCUUAUAUUUUAUUUCACACACACCACAUCAUACAUUGUACACUGCAGUACAAUGCAGCAUAUUUUUUUCAAUGGCCAGACUUAAUGUGAAAACCAGAAAGGAGUUUAUGAAACACCAACUCCUGCCAUCGCCUCCCGAGAGGAGUGAAACAGAGAGGAAAGAGGAAAAAAAAGGAUAAGGAGGCGAGACAGAAUCAUUUCCUGCUGUUGAGAGACAAAAGAAAAGGAUGGUGGAAGAGUGUUGAAGCACACGAGAGAGGGAGAGAAAUAAGAAAAGCAAAAUAAUCUGUGAAAGUCUUCAGCUGAUAUUCAGGAGAAAGCAGACUGAGAUAAGGCUUCCUGGCUCAAUAUCUCAUCUUGCAUGAAGUGUUGAUGAUAAAACAGUGAUCUGUGUUUCCAGUUCAGAGUGUGAAGCUGCACAGGAUGAGUGUUUGGCUGUAAAUAAAAAUGAAGCAGAAGGAUAGGGUUGUUUAAUCGUGUUUAUCUGUCCAACACUCUCGUUUUUGCACCCUGAAGCAGCGUCUGCUGAAACCCAUAUGUUUAUACCUGUCAGUCAUGACUGUGGGUUGCAGUCAUGUGUAGCGAUGCUAUCAGUCCAUAGCACUGAGAUGGACUUCUUCCAGGCCGUGACACAGAUGUAUUGCACACUUUCUUACAGCACACACACACUCACAUGUCCUCACACAGAGCGGUAGCCCCCAUCUGUUUAAUUCUCCCUCCAUCUCUGUCACUCUCCGCUUUGAUGUCUCACACAAAAGCUCAAGUGUGACCAACCUACGGGUAGCCUGAGUCAGGACACACACACAUGCCCACAUGUACACUCCUUCAGAUGAGGUACAGUCCACACACACACUGUCUCAUUGUUAAGCUAUGCCUUCAACCAAACGAUAGCUCAAAAUGUGGGUUUAGUGGCAACCGCGAUGAGGAGUCAUGAAUUAGUCUUUCAUGCAUUUUUUUUCAGAGGGUGCGUAUCUGAAAAUUAUAGUCUGUGACCAAGACGUGGUUGUAGCCACUAUGAUGUCAGUGUAUUGCACUAACAUCAUACUCAGGUUGAGAAGCUGAAAUGGGUCAGUAAUGUUAUAGGUAUUUACAAAGUUGGUAAAAAUGUUAUUUAAAGCUUGUGUAGGGAAUUUUUUGUUGACAUUGUUGACGGAGACUGUAAUUCAUAUUGAUGCCCCUUCACAAGUUUUGGAAAGCAAAAAAAAGUGGCCUGAGCAUUGAACAGCAUAAAUGCACUGUAGGGAGCUGGGUCAGCCUACUCGAUAAAAGCUUGGCAAACAAAGGGACAUUAGAAACACAAAGCUAUCUGAUCAGGUACACGAGUGACAGAGCUCUGAAGUUGUCUUUGUUUUCAUCAUCCAAUCUAUUGGCUUCUUGCUAACGUGUUUGUUGAUCGUUUUGGUAUGUGAUGUAACUGAUCAACUGUGAGAUGGAUAUGCUUUUAUUUGAUGCUUUAGCCUAGAACAAGACAGUUGACCCGUUAUAUCCCCUAAUGGAGCGAUUACUGCAGGUCAACUAAAUUAUACAUCAAGAGUAUUGAUUGAGUUUUGAUUUUGGCAAUAAAUCUCAGUCAGCUGACUUUUCUUCUGACUCAAAUGUAUUAUUUAUUGUGAAUUUCUGAUUCAGAAAUGAUAGAGCAAGGCCAUCCUUGAGCUGCAAGGCUUGGACCUAUCCCCUCGCACUAAAUUCAGACAACAGAAGUAGGGUAAUAUAAAAAAUGUCAGUCUUGUUGCUGCUGCUAUUCUUGUUCACUUUUGUCAUUAAAAGGCAUCAACAUGAAUUCCAGUCUGAUUUGUCAACAUCAAAAAAACUCCUCACUGGAGCUUUAACUGUAUAUCUCUUAAAUGGUUGAAAAUGGUAGGAACUUGUAAAGUGCAGGUCGCCAAACCCGAAACCAUACUCUACUUAUUGUCCACCAUCAACUGGGCCUUAAAUUACCAAACUGGCAUCAUGCUGUAUUUAAUAAAGCUUGGAAAGUUUAAGAUCAACUCAUAAGGGACCAUCAACCAAAGAAUCAAACUGAGUGAGAAACAUGGUUAUUUCCUGGUUUGUACUUUCCGAGCGCAGUGCCCUCUGCUGGACAUUGAAAGUAUGCAGGUUUAACGCACUCGCCUCCACAUCUUUAGAAGCAGGCUAUUGUGAAAUAAAGUUACAUUUCCUGUAACUCUCUUCAGGGGUUUACUGACCUUAGGGCUGGCAAAUGUUGCCAUGGCAACCGGGAUCCAAAUAAACAGAAACAAACACUGUUGCUACGAUGAAGUGUGGGUAGACACAAACUCUUGAUGUAAAUAUGCAUCUUUAUUUUCCUGGGACGAGUUUAUUUACUUCCACUUCUCUUCCUCCUCACACUUAAACAAACACACAAACACAUGCAUAAAACCAUACCACAAACUCUCACCACCGUGUGUGCUGCUUCAUCCCAGUCAUGCAUGUGGAACACAUUGUAAAACGAAAGCAUGCUGGCAGGCUGUGGGUCUGUGUUCAAGCCCUGAAGUGCACUCACACACACACACAAAAUAUACACACACAUACUCACUCAUAGAGCCAUCAAGCCCGCAGACAAUGUCUUACACCUCUGGAUGUAUGCUGUGUAGGCUAACUGGAACGAACAAGCAUGAAGUUUAUGACUGUGUGUGUGUGUCCGGUGAUAUCUCAGUGUAAUAUAUAGAGGUGGGAGAUUCCCAGCUGUGAGGGCAUAUUAUUGUUGAUCUGCUGUUCAUUCAGCAGAAUUCAAAAAUCGCAGUUCAUUUCAUUUUCCUCUCCUCAACUCCCCCCCUGCAGGUCUAUGGAAAUGCAGGACCUAGCCAGUCCUCAUAACCGUGUGGGAGGUGGAGAUUCGACAGGCUCCAAGCUGGACAAGAACAACCUCGGCAGCCCCUCCAUCACCACUAAUGGAACAGGAGGUGAGCAGGCAGAGCGUGUUGAACUGAUGAAUAAGUGAGAUAUUGUAACAAGAACAAUAUCGAAUUUGCCCUCAGGGACAAAUGAAGGUUUUUUAAUCCUAGAAAAGAGAGGAAAUUUUAGUUUUAUCACAGUCUAUCUCACCUUCAGUUCAGGAUCCUCAGUCAAAAAAUUCUCAGUUUAAGUCACACCAUGGUAUCAACUGUUUUGCAGGGUCUUCUAGAGAAAAAGUUUAGGGUCUACAUAUCAGUAAUUUAAAAAGGUGUUUGCAAGUUUCUUUAAACACUUACAUUUUAUCAAUUUUAAACAAAUUUAAAACAAUAAAAUACUUAAAUAUUUCGGCUUUCUAUGGUGCUGUCACACCUUUUUCACACUAACAUCUAGCUGUCACUGUGCGUGGUAAUGUCCAGUGAGUUAAUUCAAGUCCACAGUGUGCAGUUUUUAUGCAGCUGUGUAGCCCCUUCCAGAGCCAUACUUCAGGUUAAUUAAGUCAGGGCAGUGUCACAAUAAAAACAACUUUUUAACAUGGAACCCAAACUUAUCAUGAUAGCUUUUCUUAGUUGACUCCUUUGGUUCAAUUAGAAAAUAAACAAAGUUGCUCUACAUGCAGUUUUUAGUUUCAGUUACUUUUGACGUCCAGACUUUGCCCAGCAGAGGUGUUGUAAAUCACUCUUGAGUGUAAUGUCAUGUCGUGGAAUCAACUGCUGACUCAUCAGUAACCAUGUUUGUGAUAAAGUAAAGUACUUUUAGGGGGAGUCUAUACUCACAGAAGGAGAGAUUCAUAUGCAAACACACAAAUACACACCCAGGUUGGCAUGAGGACUUGGGUAAACCGCUGGAGAAUGUGUGUAAACACACGGUGAAGCACUUCUACUCUCCUCUGCGAACCACUUGGCAAAGUGUGUGUGUGUGUGUGUGUGUGUGUGUGUGUGUGUGUGUGUGUGUGUGUGUGUGUGUGUGUGUGUGUGUGUGUGUGUGUGUGAGCCCAAAAUCCCACUGGAAACUAUUUCCUCUACAAGAACAUUAAAGCAUCACUGCUCUCUAAACUGUCAGCACCAGCAAGCCCUCUCCUCUCUGUCGUCUUUUUAUGCCUUUCCUUUUCCUCCCCAUCCUCUCAUCUUUGUCUGUUUCACCCUUCAUCUCCACCCUUUUAUUCUCUGUCAGCUGCAUUACUUUUUUGACACGGCAGUCUGAUUUAAUAAAACUGAAUGUAUGCGCCUUUGUCGCAGUCGACCCUUUGAUCUACCAUUGAUUUAAUAGGCACUGGGAAAUGCUUUUUGAUAGAAAUGUCAUGGAAAAAGUGAGAUCCUCCAUUGUAGUCAGCUUGGUGUGUCACCACGAGUGGAGGCUCAGGAACAGCCGGGCUCAGACUGGACUUAGCAGAGACUCAGACCAUAUUAGAGCACAUUAAAUCAUUUUUGAUGAGCUCACUCUUAAUGGUUAAAGCAGGCAGAGCUGGGACUACACACUCACAGCCAAAACAAACUACAUACCCAACAUUCCCCUCACCUGACAUCAGCUGGAGCUCAGGCCCACGGGCCAUCUCCAUAGCAACUCAUUUGUCUUCAUUAAGGCUUGUCACAUGGGUUGUAUUGCUGCCUGAGGGGACUAAUGAAGUUAUCCUGACUUAAACGGAGCUUUCAGAUGGUCACUGAUGAGGAGUUUUAAUUGCAGUCUAUUCAGGGAAAGACAAAGAAACAGGAUAACUUUAUUUUGGAUCUUUACAAGUCGGCUUCACUUUACUUUUCUGCCUAAAAAAACAGCUUUUAAAGUUUUGAAUAUCAUAUUGAAGCUAGGAGGUGAUUUGUUGUUUUUUAGGGAUUGGAAGCUUUCUUCUUGAAAAAAUAUUGUUACCAUGUAGGGCUGGGCGAUAAAACAAUAACAAUAUAUAUCGAAAAUUAUUUUCCCUCCAUAUCAAUGUAAAACAUGGUCAAUAUCCUUUUCGAUAGUUGGCAUUCUGCCUUGUUUUGGUAGACUAUACAAAUAGCCAAUGAAAAAGGGAGUUGCUCUGUGUCCACUUCACACUGAACCAAUCAUGUGCUGAAUUAGAACCAAGAAGCAAACAACUGUGUAGUAGCAGGCUGCAGCUACACAACUAUAGCACUACGUGAAGCCAACAGUACUGUUGGUGUGAAAAAAAGAAAAUGAGUGCUACCCCCGGCAGAAAUGCAGAUGAAUUCUCAACAGAUGACGACAACACUGGCAUGAAAACAUAGGUGAUGUGGAGGUAUUUUGGUUUUUUUAAGGCUAAUGAAGCAGAGUAAUGUGCACUGCAAAUUAUGUUCAGUACAUGUUCUUCCAAUAUCUGGGAGUACCUCAAAGCUUUUUCACCAUUGCGAGGCAGAGCACGCACAAUGGAAAAAGUUACAAACCCUGAGCCCAUGGCGCCUGUGCAGCCGAAACAGCCGACCAUUCAGUCCACUUUCUCUAGCGCAACGCCUUAUGACAAAACGUCAAAAAGACACAAAGACCCCACAGAUGCAGUAGCUUAUUGUAUUGCAAAAGACAUGCUAUCUAAAGAACUGUUAAAUUUCAUUUAAGAGUAACAGGGAACAUUUAAGAUUGACAAGUGAUUUUUUAUAUCGUGAUAUAUAUCACGAUAUAAAAAAUAUAUCAUGAUAAACUUUUUCCCAUAAUGCCCAGCCCUAAUACCAUGUACUAAAAGCCUUAGAUUAGCGUUUUUGUUCUCAGUGCAUCGUAUCCUCACCAUCUCCCCACCUUGCACCCCUUUAGGUGAAAACAUGACAGUUCUAAACACGGCUGAUUGGCUGCUGGGCUGCAGCAGCCCGCCCCCUGCCCCAGGCUCCAAGGACUAUGGUACAGAGGUGCAUGUGUGUGAACCCAAGGGCAGAACUCAUACAGUGUUGUCCCAAAAACACAAUGACUUGGUUUUUCUAUUGUUUUGUCUUUUCCUAGCCUGGUGUUGCAGUGACUUUGGUUUGAUAUGCAGUUUUCCCUGCUGUGGAUGUAUGUCAGUAUUUGUUGAGUCGUUUGAAAGGUUCCCACCAAACAUCUUCCCCAAUGAAAUUUGUGGAAUUCAAUAAACUUUCUGGGUGCUAACUCAAAGAUAGCUUUGAAGCACCAAGUGGGAGUAAAACCUCCUGGUCAUGGUUAAAUUUGAUAUCAAUAAAAGUGUGAAGUUUGCAUGAUAGUGAGAUUUUUCAGGUUUUUUUUUUUUGUGUGUGUGUUUGUGUGGGUGUGGGGCACUUGCUUCCUUGUCUCCUCUAAUACUUACCUUCCUCCAUCUCCUUUAAGUGAAAACAGAGCCUAUGAACAACAGCGAUACAGUCACCACGACAGGCGACACAGUAUUGGACACAUACGCAGGCUCAGGUAACACUCAUAUCUGCCCACAGAAACACACUCAUGUACAUCUGGUAAAAGGGAGAAACACAAAUUCACAUGACUCAGUGUUACGCGCAAACAACAUCAUCCAUUUCAGCUCAGCAGUAGGCCCGCUGAAAGCUUUAAUCCCAUGAAGCAUUGCCUGUCCUUGGGUGGCGUCAUCAAAGGCUGGCAGAGGGAUGAGAGCGAGGGAGAGACAUUUUUACAUGAGUCUUUUUUUUUUAGACUCACACUGACUACACUUGUGCUGCUUUCAAACACACACACAGAACCAUUAAGCAAUCACACACAGUGAGGGUUUGGAAGCAGCGGGUGGUUUGUCAGUGUUGAGCUCUGACAUCUCAAUGACCACAAACAGACAUUGUGUUUUACUAAGAGGCCCGCUGUAAGGGCUCUGUACGCUCUCUGAAGAGGGAGGACUUGGCUCAGCUCCAUUCAAAAUGCUUCAAAUGAUAUUUACCAGAGGAGAACUUUUACUCAAACUUACACAGGCCUUGAUUUGAGCUGCUAAGUUUAGUUACUUGUGAAAGAAACAGAAGAUUUGAGUUGACGCUUUUGACUGUAAAUAGAUAAAAUGAUACAUCUCCACCUCCCUGCAAUGGGCGCUGAGGUCUAAUGUCAUUCAGAGGCAGUUUGCACGGUAGAGAUUGAUAGGAACAGCUGUCAAUCAAGGCUCAUUUUUAUUGCAUCAGAUUAUCAAUGUAAACGAACUUCUCUGAAUAAUGAAAUCUUGGACAAAAAAUCUGCAUUAUAAGAAAAAACUACAGUGACAGAAAGCAUAUUUGGGAAACAUGUAUUUAAUGUGUAUUUUACAUUUAUAGUCUAACCCAUGUCCCAUCUGUUAACAUGGAGGAGGCAGGCUUUAUGAUCUACACUGAGUGGUACAAAGGCAGAUAUUUGAGCUUCAUUUUCAGUCUAUGGUUGACAUCAUGGUAAUUGUGAUUUAUUUUCAGUAAUCACCAGCAGUGGAUACAGCCCUCGCUCAGCCAGCCAGUACUCCCCUCCGCUUUAUCCUUCGAAGUAAGUAUUGAAGUCCUACAUUACAGAAUCUGCUCUCUGCUGCAAGCACCUGCUGUUUCCUCACCUGUUUGGACCUCUUUGUCACAGGCCGUACCCACACAUCCUCUCUACACCGGCAGCUCCCCCCAUGCCCACGUACGCCGGUCAGCCCCAGUUCAGCAGCAUGCAGCAGUCUACUGUCUACACCGCAUACUCCCAGACAGGACAGGCGUACGGACUGUCCACCUAUGGUAAUGAUAAACACACUCUCUCAGACAAAAGUAGAGCAAUACAAAGAACAGUGGAAGCACCAAUCAACUUUUGCAUGAAGGUUUCGCUUAUUCCACUGUGGAGUAUUAGUAUUAGUAUAAGGGAAAAACAUCCUUGAAAACAACUUUUAAUCGACCAGAUGUAUCUUAUUCUUCAAAAUAAAAGCGAGACAAAUAAUUUCUUUGUGAGGAAACCUCUUCUCCAAAGAUAUUUCAGUCACACAGCCUGUGAUAUGGAUAAAUCAUAAAUUUGAACAUAAUUAGAAAUGGAUAGUUUAAUGUAAGGUAAUUGUGAUUAUUGGUCAAAUUUAUGGGCAUAUGCAGUAUUUUAUCUUGCUUCACCCUUGUCUUACCUUUUCUUUAUUAUACUCCCUGAGUAUUGUUUGUUUAGACAAAAGGCUGACGCUGCACAUAAAACUGAAAUGUUAUUUAUACAUUAAUAAUAAUCUCAAACGGUGGUGUCAGUCUUACAGUUUAGAGACUAAUGGUUUACUGGUGCUGUCAAAUCUGUAAAGAUUGUUCAAUGUUUUGUUGUUAUUCUUUUGAAUUUGUCAGACCUGGGUGUGAUGCUGCCGGGCAUUAAAACAGAGAGCGGCCUGGCUCAGAGUCAGUCUCCUCUGCAGACCGGCCUCAGCUACAGCCCCGGCUUUACCACACCUCAGCCCGGACAGACUGCAUACUCCCCCUACCAGAUGCCAGGUCAAUAUCUCAAAAACAUCCAACAAUUUUACAUUCUGACUCAAAAUACCGACCUUUAACUUUUCUGUCUCUAUUGCUUCCUCUUUGUGUCCUUAGGUUCCAGUUUCACUCCGUCCUCAGGCCUCUACGCCACCAACAACUCAGUGUCCAACCCCGCCAACUACACUGCCACACAGCAGGUAAGCCAUCGUCUCUGUACAGGCUUGACUCUAAUUCAAACCUGGAGCGGUGUUAUGGUUUUACUGAAUAUUGUGUACACUUUCCCAGGGUAAUAAGAAAGCCCUGCUUCUCUGGAGGUUAGCUCUGAGUUGUCCGCUCUGAUUGACCCAAAGCGCUCGCUUUUUUCAAACUGAAUUAGGGGAUUUUGUGCGGUGAAGUUUUGAUAGUAUUUGAAAGCAGAAGUGGUUUUACAGUCGCACUCCCACACAGUUUCCCCUCACUUAGAGCUGCUUCAAAAAAUAAAGCUUUGUUUGACUGAGCUGUUGCAACAGAGACAAGCUAGAACAGAGUCAGAUGAUUAGUCUUUGUGAAAGAGUGUUUCAGUUUGAGUAUUUCUCCAUGUCUUUAUGAUGAUUUAUAAUGUGGCAAUAAAAUGCUUAAAGGGGAUUUUAAUGUCCCGCUGUGAUAGAUGUGGCUGUUUACAGGAAGAAAGUCAAGGUUUGGCUUGUGUGGGUGGAUUAGGGGGAAUAUAGAGAGUGUAUGAGUUUAAUAGCAAAGACAGAAAUGGAGAGAGGGACUGAUAGACAGCAGGUCUUUGUGUACAUGCGUUGCUGACUACACACAAACUGGGAGUGUGUAAGUGCAUUCAUGUGGUGUGCUCCACUUUACAAGGACUUGUAGAGAUGGACGUAGUGACAGGUUUAGAGAGCUGGCUCGUAAAAGCACCCAUCUCCUCUGGGUCAGUAAAAAGCAGCGACACAAGGCUUUAAUUGUUCCAGAGGUAUAAAAUACAGGAUUUAGGGAAUAAAAAAAGAGAGAACGCUUGUAAAAUCUUCAAAAGUAAGUCAGAAUCUUUGGAGAACAGUGUCACAUGUAUGUUUUUCCUUUAUUUUUCUCUCUUUGUCUCACUCAGGAUUAUCCCUCAUACACCACGUUUGGCCAAAACCAGUACGCCCAGUAUUAUUCCGCGUCCACUUACGGGACUUACAUGACCUCAAACAGCGUGGAUGGCACGGGCUCUACAGCAGCCUACCAGCUGCAGGAUCCAGCUCCUGCCAUAACGGGACAGGCUGCUGAACUCCACCCAGGUUAGAGUCGAAAAUAUGCUAAUAAACAUCUGCCUUUUCAUCAAUUUCUUCUUCAAACUGGCUCCACAGGCGUGUUUUCCAGUUGAGAAAUACCACAGUUUGGGUAAGAGAGUUCAAAACUCUUUUUUCAGGCGAGAUGAAGCACAAGUCACGUCAAACUGUUGUCAUAGCAACCUGGCAUUGAGCUCCCUAAUUGAAGAAUCAGUCGUGUUUACAUUAGCCCCCGAGGCUUUGAUUAUGCUGAAGCUAUGUUAAAUAUUGCACUUCUGUAGAAAAGUUAAGAGGGGGAAGAAAUAAAAAACAACCUCAAAAGAGCCAACGUAAACGAAAAAAGGACUUUCUUGUCUUUGUCAAACAUUUUUCUAAAGUUUCUAUUGGCUGUCAUACAGGAAGCUUAUCGCUCUCUCUGCCGCUGCCACUUUCCCUGUCUCACUCCUUCCUUUUCUUCUCGUCCCACUUUGUGUCUGUUAUUUUUGUCGCUCACAUGCUCUUUGUGUCUUUCCCUGUCUUUAUCCUCCCCCUCUCUCCCUCCCUGAUUGAGACAUAACAAUAUGUGAGCUGAAGCUUAGCGUCUGGUUCUAGUUACCACACAGCAGUGGGAGCAUAUGGCAUCAGGAGGGUGCGUGUGUUUAAGUGUGCAUACAAGAAUGUGUGCUCCUGCGAAAACUUUGUAUGUACAGUAUCUUUGAGGAAAGCCUCGGGUUUCCUAACUUUUCCUGAUUUAUUGUACGACUCCUCUGUUAAAUCUUGACACAGUGAGUUAUCGUGAAUCAGUCAGAAAAACCAGGGCUACUUCUGUUUAUUCUUUCGGUCGUGUUUCAGCUGAUCCGCAGUGCCAAUUACCUUGAGUUAUUAAAGCUGACAAGAUGGCUUAUUACCGCGCAAAGUUUGAGUUAUGGCUUUUCCUGAGGUGAAUACAACUCCAGGGCACCUGUGGGAUCGGCUCAAGCCACGUCAUUACCGUAGCUUUAAUGCAGAAGAUACAGUCUGAGAGCAACAGUGGACUGUUGAAUAAUCUAAAAGAGUUAAAAGUCUAAUGUUUGCAUGCACUUGCAGCGGAUUUUGACACGGUUCAAAGCCCCUCCACGCCCAUCAAAGAGCUGGACGACCGUGCCUGCAGAAGCGGGGGAUCUAAGUCACGGGGUCGAGGCCGCAAAAACAACCCGUCCCCUCCGCCUGACAGUGACCUGGAGGUAAGAAACUAGAAAACACCCGCUGACAGAGCAACUGAUAACAUCCUAUUCAAAUCUCUGUGGAUAUUCUGGUAUUCCUUAUGAUCUUUAUCCUCUUUGUCUCAGAAGACAGCAGGGGACAGGCAGGACCACACAUAACACAGUCUGUUUGUGUACUUGUGUUUCUCAUCGUCUUAAUUUUUUCUCUUGCAGAGGGUGUUUGUGUGGGACCUCGACGAGACGAUCAUCGUCUUCCACUCUCUGCUCACUGGCUCCUAUGCACAGAAAUAUGGCAAGGUAAGAUCAUCAUGCUGCCUUUACUGUGUGUUUGCUGUAAUUGCCUUUUAAAUCAAGGUCAAAUCCCCCUGUCCUCUUUUGUUCAGUUAAACUGGAGCACCAGAUUACAGCUGGGAUAACACGGGGCAGGAUCUGAGUUAAUGAAGGCUGAUGAAGCUUCACACUUUGGGCCAAGUUUUUUUAAAAGAAGCCUAAAGUGGACAAAUGGGGGUUUUCUCAUCGAAACCUCAUCUCCUUAAUAAUCCCUUUAAGUAUUCUUGCAGUGAGUUGUCUGUGGACUAGUUUGCCCUUUUCUUUGACUCACAGGGUGCAUCCAGACAGCUGUGAUUUUUUGGCCUUUGUCAGGUGCAUUUUUUUUAAAGAGCUGCAGAAACCAUUCAGGGCUAUAAAAUAGAAGAAUCCCUCCUUUUAUUAUUUGUUUGAAUUAUAGCUGUAAUUACCAUCUGUAUUGUACGAAAGGGGAUUAGGGUCCUACAUACAGAGAGAAAAAUUACAGGAAGGAGAUUAAAGUCAAAAUUUUGAGAUUAAAGUCAAAAUUUCAAGAUUCAAAGAAUUGAAAUUAUGUCAAUAAAGUCAAAAUUUCGAGAUUAAAAGUAAAAUAUUGAGAUUCAAGUCAAAAAUUUGAGAUCACAAUAUGUCAAGAAUAAUGCUGAAAUUUCGAGGUUAAAAAAAACAAAAAUUUUGAGAUUGAAGUCAGAACUUUGAGAUUAAAGUUGAUGUGAAUAAGGUCAAAAAUUUAUGAAUUAAAUCAAAAUAUAAAGAUUUAAAUCGAAGUUAUGAGAUUAGAGUUGACACAAAUAAAGAAAAAAUUUCAUGAAUAAAGUCGUAAUGUUGAGAUGAUGAACAGUGUUGUCGCUCGUCACUCGACAACAUGUCCUCUGUAGAAGAGUUUGUAAAGCUGUACUUUAGAAUUGGAUUUGGUAACAAGAAAAUCCUUGCUCUUUUAGCACACACUCUGAGUGUGGUCAAAAGUACUCAGACUCAGAGAAGAUUACGACUCUACAGAAGAAUUAAACAGACAAACUUGGAGGAGGUUGCUGUCUUUGUGCAAAAUGUGAUUUUUUUCUUUCGGCUUUUUUAAAUUUCGACUUUAAUCUUGAAAUGGUAAAAAAAAAAAUCUCCCUCCUGUAAUUAUUUUUUUUCUUUUCUUGUGGCCCGAAUCCUCUUUCGUAAUAUUGAUUUAGCUAAUGUUUGUGUGUAAGGUUUUCAUUUGAGCUGGAUGCUCAUAUGAUAUUUCUCUAGGUGUUAUUUCACACAUAGAUAAUGACUUUGGUAACACAUUUAUGAACCCACUUCUUAUUACACUUUAUAAGCACAUUAUAAAUGCAUCUUUAAGGCUUUAUAGCAACCCUUAUGAAUGAUUAUAAACAUUUAUAACAGCAUACAGCAACAUUUUUGUUAUAAGCAGUGAGCAUAAUGCCUCAUGAAGCUAUGAUUUAUAAUGCAUUAAUCCAAUUUCCUUCAGUGAAUAGCUACUAACUUCAAAUACUUAUACAAUAUGUAUGUAGAUUUUUUAAGAGGUCCCAAACAUUAAAAUAUGUGUUUCAAUGAGCUUCAUGUCAAAAAUAAUCAUAGAUGCUUUUAUUGGUUCAUUACUAUUAAAUCUUUUCUAACACAGAGGGUCCAGAUUUCACCGUAAGUCUAUUCGGUGGUCUCGCCUUUUUACAUACAGUGUUAUAGCUCCAGUUCUUUUAAUAGACCCUGGCUCUGAUCUGGGAUCAUCAUAUGUGGCCAAGGCUGCAGAUUUUUAUUGGGUGAUGUCGUUUCCUAUGGGCACUCGAGUGGCCACCACCAGCCUGCCCUGUACACGCUCUGAGACCUGCAGAGUCCAUUCCGAUGGUCUUGUUUGGCAGCUGAACAAAAGCUGGCACCACGCACACACAGUUAUAAGCCCUGGCAUUUUACUGAACGGGUUUGUGGCCACAGAUGUACUUCCUAUUUGAGCUGCAGCCGUGGAAUUUAAUAUUUGGCAAUCGGUAUUAAAUGGCCUUAAAAAACGCCCUGUUGAGUUGUAAAUUUCUGCAUGAGUAUGGAAACGAGAGCAGAGGCAUUCUUUUGGUUAAUUCAUCUUGGUUUGCAUUAUUUUAACUGUCAACUGUCAUGUGCUAGAAUAUUUAAACAACAAGUCAUUCAGCUUGUUUUUAAAGGGAUAUUAUGGCGUAAAUUGAAGUUAUGGUCAAACAGACUGUAACACCGAGUUAGACACCCCCUCGAGAGAUGAAUGUUGCCGACUGUUUGCUUCUCUAGUUAUACCAACUUUAGUAAUGACCGCACAAUAGCAAUACACAGCGGUCUACGUCUCCACACACAAACCUCAAUGAAAAAGCCACUCUAUAGCCACAAAUAAUGUCCAGAACAGCACCUAACUUCAUCAACAGUACAUAUAGGGUCCCAGACAUAGUACUAGUCAUCAAACAUCUUUUUAGCUUUGCCUGGUUUCUUUAGCAAAGUGACGAAACACAACUCACCCACUCUCCUCCAGCAGCUGCUUGUUUGUGGAGGAGCCCUGAUAAAUCAAUCGCUGAGUGCAGCAGAAAAUUUAUGAUUAUUACUUCAUGGAAAUGCAAUCAGACCGAGACGCUAAGGCAGAAGAACUACCGCAUCUGCAGUGCACAUACAAGAUACACAAGAACUCUGAUCAUAAAUCAUAAACGUUCUUACUUUAGCUGCGAAACUCCCCUUAAGAGUCAAAUGAAGUUCCCAUCAAAUAUUUUUGUUGCAGGUAACCAUUUACAAACUCCUCAUUGGAGUUUUAAAGCAAAAACCAGACUGUAAUCCAAGGUCGCUUCAGUCCAUGUAAGCUGACCAAACGUAAGCAUUACAAAAAAAACAAAAAAAAAAGGAUGAGCUCUGAAAUACCUGCCCCUGAAAUAAUUUUACAAGCAUUUUUUCACCUCAUCUGCCACCAGUGCUCUGCAGAAAUACAGUGGCAGCUGUGUCUGUUCACACCUCGCCUGAAAUAGUGUUUACAGUGUUGACAUAGCAACCGCAGGACCUAUGUGCAACUCUCAUAGGGUCUUGUGUGUUUCUUAUGGUGUACUUGUGUAAUGGUAGCACACAGAUACACACCUGUUGGGGAUGGUUUAAUCAAGGAUAAUGAUUGUAAGGAGAUAAAUCAUGAGGGCAGUGGGAUGGUUUCAUUCGCAGCUGUGUUUGAUUCAACUUUUCUGGAAAAAUAUACAACACGGUGCAAGGUAACUCAUUUCAACACUCAUCUGGAAAGCAGCCAACGUAAUCAUUACCUGACAGAUAAUCUCGAGUGCCUCUUCCCUCUGUGACAGGAAAAGAAAUGCAGUAAAAUUGCUGCACUUGGUUUUAAUGGCUGUUAAGUUUUUGGAGAACAUUAUAGCGUGCUCCCUCUCUGUUUCUUCACACUUUCUCACACUCAGAAAUACUGUCAAUCUAUAACCCCCCCCUCUCUCUUUCUCUCUGACCCUCUCCUUUUUUUCCCUAUGUCCCUCACUCGCUCACUUUCACUCUCCUUUCAGUCACUUUCUUUCUAUUCUGGUCGUCUGACAGCGUCAGCGAAUCGCGCUGCAAGCUGUCAUCCCUCCCUGACCUAUCACAGAUGAUGGUUUUUGCAGCUGAGCCCCUGGCUGGCAGUGCAGACACUCACACAAACAAACACACAAACCAUUCACAUACCACAUACACUCCAAGCAUCCCUCUUUGAGGUUACACACUCUCGUAUACACACACGAAAACACACACACUCUUCCUCUCUGUGCCCCCCCCCCUCUACAAAUACCCACCAACACCAAGUAUGAGGAAUGUUGAUGGGACAGAACAAGUGCAACCUGUCUGUCAGCAUCUGCUCUGAUGAGUGGAGCGUACCAACUGUGGGGAGAGGGGGAUUUGAGGAAGAGUAAGAGUGUAAGGCUGAAUGUUUUUAUGUAGGGAGAGCAGGAGGAAGUAAAGUCAAGCAAAAAAAAAAGGCCAUGACCUGAUAUAUGCUGAUGUCAUCGUUAGUAACGCUGAUGUCAUCUUUUUCUUCAUCAGGACCCUCCUAUGGCGGUAACCCUGGGCCUGAGGAUGGAGGAGAUGAUCUUCAACUUGGCUGACACACACUUAUUCUUUAAUGACCUGGAGGUGAGACACAGAGAUCAGAAUCAAACCAGAAACCACACAUGACAUUUACAAGCUUGAUCGAAAAGGUUUCAGGUUUUUCUUCUACAAAAUUCAACAUGAAGAGCCUCAAGGGUUGUCAGAGUUAGAGACAGACUCCUACUGCCCUCUAGUGGUGUUAAAUUAAACUACAUACCCCCUACUGUUAGAGCUGCCAGCAGAUUAUUUUAUAGUUUUUUGUUUUUUAAAUGGAGGUAAAAGGCAAAGAUGUUUGUUGCCCUCUGAGUAUUUAUCAGUCUAUUGUUGCCGAUUGAACCCUUAAACCUCCUGCAUUUAAUCUAUUAUUACUCUUAGUAUUACGAUAAUUAUUAUUAUUAUUAUUAGAAGUAGUAGUAUAUUAUUUUGACCAGUUUGUAUAUUUGUGUGUAUGUGUGUGCAGGAGUGUGACCAGGUUCAUAUUGAUGAUGUGUCAUCAGACGACAACGGCCAGGACUUGGGGUGAGGAUUUAACCAAACAUAUUUUCCUGAUUUUAGGACAAUGAAAACUUUUGGUGUCUCAAACGUAUCUUUGAUUUGAAUGCUGAUUGUUUAGCUCCAGAGAAAACUUGAAAAUGUAUACAGUUUGGUUGUACGUUUUAUAGAAUGUAAGUAGUUAAGUUAUAGAAACACUGUUUGUAAUCGUAUCUGUGGUGCUGGAUUAUGAAAAUAAACAUCUGAUCUUUUUUCUUACCAGAGCAGAUUUUUUUAAAUAAAACAUAUCAUUAUUAUUGACAGUACUUACAGUUUUGCAACUGAUGGCUUCCAUGCAGCUGCAACCAGCGCCAACCUGUGCCUGGCUACGGGCGUCCGCGGCGGGGUGGAUUGGAUGAGGAAGCUGGCCUUCCGCUACCGACGAGUCAAAGAGUUGUAUAGCACAUACAAAAACAAUGUGGGGGGUAAGCCAAUGUGACGGCUGACGAAGAAGAAGAAGAGUUUUUGCUCACUUGUACCUGUUAUUACUUAGAGUACACAAUGUACUGAACCUGAUACUGUGCUUAGACUCUGAGGCAUUGAGACUCUCCAUGUAUGAAAGCACCAAAUCUUCAAUUGCUACAUUUCAGAGAAAUUAUUUAGAAAAGAUGAGAUCUAGUCCUGACGCUCCUGCUGUAAUCCCUCUAAGAUUUAUCCCUGUUGUAACCCUGUGUUAGGUCUGCUGGGUCCUGCUAAAAGAGACGCCUGGCUGCAGCUCAGAGCAGAGGUGGAGGCUCUGACCGACUCCUGGCUCACCCACGCGCUCAAGUCCCUGUCCAUCAUUAGCUCCAGGUGAAAUUUUGUGUGAAACCCUUGUUUUAUUCAUAAACUGAAGACUUUUACAAGCUUAUUCUAUAUUCAGAAUCCCUUCAAAAUAAUUGUAGGUUCCAUUUAUCCUCCCUGUCAUUCAUGUAUUCAACUGUCUGUCUGCGUUUCUCAGGAGUAACUGUGUAAAUGUGUUGGUGACCACAACACAGCUUAUACCGGCGCUGGCGAAAGUUCUCUUAUAUAGUUUGGGAUCAGUUUUCCCCAUCGAGAACAUCUACAGUGCAACAAAAAUAGGUAAGUCGUGAAAUCUGGCUCGCUAACAUGCCACAUUAACUCUCUCAGUCAUCUGAUAUUAAUGGGGAGCAAUAAUCUAAUAAUUUACUGUGCAUUUGACUUCAAGCUCUCUGCCAGUUCAAAGGUUUUAUUUAUUUUAUUGAUUAUUUAUUUUGAUGUUGUUUACUCAUGUCACUCCUUUGUUAUUCAUGUCCUGCUCUCUUAUGGGUUUAGUUUGGUUCAGCUUCCAUAAACAGAAGCUCUGUAACGCCUCUAUUACAGCAACUUUUUUCUUGAGAAAUGGAGCCAAUAGAGAAGUGCAAAAAAAACACAGUUCCUUCGAUGUCCACCUGGCUGAAAAAGAACCAGGAGCCACACACACAACAAUUCAAAAUAAAACAUGUUUGCAGCCUUGUUAAAGAAAAAGUUUUCUUCUGAAUAGCUAAUACUGCGUUCCAGUUACCUUUGAAAGUUGAAUAACGGAGCUGGGAAUGACGCUAUGCCUGAGUUGACGGCGUUUCAGAACACAAGUUGGAAAACCAAGAUGGACGCCUACUGUCAGCUGUUGUUAACAAUUGUCAGCUGUCAUUAGCCGUUGUCAGUUGUUGUUAGUUUUUGUUAGCUAUACCAGUUGUAAACAACACAUACAAACACUAUAGUACGGUGUCCACAGUUAGACGUUGGGCAGUACAACAUAUACCACCUAUUUAAUUUCACAAAAACAAAACAGAAGUGCUAAUAAAAAAUACAUUAUGAGAGCUUUUACUGUUACUCUUUAUUGAAUGUAAAUGCACUGGGCUGCCAUCUUGGAUAAUGAUGUUGUCAUCAAGUUGGGGUUGGUGAGGAUCGUCCGACUUUCCGAGUCGGAAAUCCAACUUCAGAGGGGCGUUUCAGAUGAAUUUCCGACUCAGAAAUUCUGACUUUUAAGUACAACUGGAACAGUGGCGAUUGCUCUAAGACUGCAAGGGAAGCUCGGCUUCCCUUAAAAUGUCACCCCCCCAAAAAAAGAAAAAGUGGUGAAAUACGUACGGCUGUGUGUACAUUUCAUUAACUAAAUACGCACUAGAAAGCCUUCAUCUUUUGUUCAGACACUGUGAUAAGAAGCUGAUAAUCACAGGUAACCGGCAUAACUUCGUUCUCAUUCAUCCUCGCAGCGCCUCAGCGCUUCAAACAGUCGGACGCUGGGCUUCUGCUGACUUCAAUGUGGAAGCUUAAAGUGGGUUGUUCCAGCAGCGAAACUAGACGCUCAUUGGAUAAAUGCUGGGCUUUGUCCCGCCCAAUGGAAGCUAAGCUUCACUGGAGUUCUAUGGCGAGAGGGCGGUCCCGACUUUCUCCCGGACUCCAAGCUUCUGCAUUCAUGAUUGGAUGAGCUGUCUGAGGCGAAAUCCUUUUUUGAUUGACAGCUAAACAAGCGAAUCAGCGAUCUUGAAGAAUAAAACAUCUACCAGAGCAUUUUCCAAGUUAUUCAUUCCGUUGUUCUUAACUGCUCCAGAGACUUUACCGAUCCUCAGCGACUUUUGUCUUUGUUAAAAACGACUGCCGUUGUGUUUGGCGACUCUGUUCUGUUACAUACUAAUAAACAAAUACAAUUAUGAUGUAGGCCAGAAAAAUGAGCUUCCCCUCCUUGAAAGACCAGCAGCCGCCACUGAACUGGAACGCAGCAUAAUUCCUCUGUCCACACAAAUUGUGCAGGGGUGCUUUUUUACAACACAUUAAUAAUAAAGAUAUUAAGGUUGUGAGUUUUGCAUAACACAGUAGUUAAAAGUGAGGAGUCUAAACCAGAAAUACCAGGAUGUUUCACUGAGCCACAUGUUGCUGUGCACUAGGGAUGGGCAAUAGAUUAUCAUUCAUGAUUUAUCGUCAGAUAAUUCCUCCACGAUAUUCAUUUGCCAUGUCAUGAUAAACAAAAUAAAUGCAAGUUGAUGACGUAAGCACAAGCAACGGACUCGCCGCCGUAGCCAACACAGAUCAGAAUAACAAACAAACAUGGCCUAGGUGGUGAAAAAGACAUCUCUGAGCAGCUCAUUACUGAGCGAGGCUCCACAUGAGGAAUUACCUUCAAGACUGGGGUUUAGAGGAGCGCAAUCAGGUAUGCCUGACAUCAGACAGUGGAUCUCUUCACUCUGCGCGAUGGGAGUUUUUAACAAAUAUUAAAAAUAUUUUCACAUUUCACUAGUUUUCUCUACAACUUACCAAAUAAGUGUCUUAUUUGACUAUGCCAACCGGUGUCCUCAAGACAGGAUGAGUCAAAAAUGUAGAUAGGAGUUCUAAUAUUUUAUUUAUCGGGACUUUAAUCGUUAUCGCCAGAGUGGCAAAUCUUGUUGUGAUUAAUUUUUUAGCCCAUAUCGCCCAUCCCUACAUGAAAACGUGUCUGUGGUUAUGGAUGAUUUCUUCAAGUCAUAGAAAGUGAAGGAGUCUAAAAACUACAAUACAAACUUAUCAAGGAAAGUGUAGAGAAUAUGAUCAGUGGAUAUACGCUUCAAAGUGCAGCAUGCGGAUGUAUUAUCGCCCAGUCCUCUGUAAAGGGAUAACUGUGUUUGUGACUCUCUGCUGCACUCAGCUGUGCCUCUUCAUGUGUUGUAUUUCCAUGUAAACAAAUGAAAACGCUGUGAAAGCCAUUUGUUUGUCUCCAGGAAAAGAGAGCUGUUUUGAGCGUAUAGUCUCCCGCUUUGGCACUAACAUUACAUAUGUUGUGAUUGGCGAUGGGAAGGAUGAAGAGCAUGCAGCCAGCCAGGUAAUCAAACGGCUCCUGAACUUUGACCCCUCUGACCAUGUGACCCUCCUUCCUCCCCCCUGUUUAUUUGUUUUUUUGCAGGAAAAGAGAGUUGCUUUGAACGCAUAAUGCAAAGGUUUGGCAGGAAAGUAGUGUAUGUUGUAGUUGGGGACGGUGUUGAAGAGGAGCAGGCGGCCAAAAAGGUAAUGGACACCCGGCCUCACUGUGACCCUGCCUCCUCCUCACAGUGUGAGCUUUGAUUGGACGAAGCCUGCCUUUCUUUGCUGUAGAGGUUUUGUGUUGGUUGGUUUUUUUCCUGUUCUACUUGCUGUUGCUUUUUUAUUUUUGUAGAGUAGCAGAGACUUCUGAUAUUGGCUUUUAUAGGACUUAAAUGUGCAUUUUGAACCAACUCCUGAAAAACAAUUUGUGUGCCAACUGCAGCUUUUUUUUAAGUAGGGGGUCAUAUAAUCAGAUAAAUAGGUUCAAAAUUGACCCUGAUUUUGUCACAUUUGAGUUCAAAGAUUAAAGGCUACCUAAAUGCACACAGGGGUUCAACCUUAAAUAUCUUUGUACAGAGUAAUGAUGGUUGUAUGGAGUGUGGUUUGUGGAUCUUGCCUUUAAAAAAGAUCAAGAUUAAAGCAGUUGCAGCACAGAGAUUUACUCUGUCACUUUUUUUUAUCUCUGAGAAAUGAAUCAAGAUCCGAUCUUUUCUCCAGCUUUGGGUUUCAUUCUUAAUGCUGGGUGCUGGAAUAGUCAAUGGAAGAGUUUGACAUUGUGGGAAAUCAGCAUCAAUGAUUAAAGUCACUCUCUUAUCUGCCUUGCUAUGCCUAACUCAGUAUGCAGGAAGCUACCAAAAAUAGCAGGUUUGGCUCUAUUUAAAGUUGACACGGUCCACUUCUCAGCCGGGGUGGAAAAUAUUGUAAAAAUAUAUGUUUUUUUUUUUUUUUAAUCAUAUUUUAGCUUUUUUGAAAGUCACAGGCAAUUACAAUCAAACACUAUCCCUAUUCCAAAAAUACAGUCUUAAAAACUUUUAUGGAUCGACACCAACCUGCUAAUGGGACUGGGGACUGGGACAAUCUCAUGCAUUUACAUGUAAUGUUCAUUAAUGCAUAUUGUCCUUUUUAAAAAUAAAUAAAUCACAAAUCCUAAGAAAAGAAGUUUAAAAGAGCCUCACUGUGAUUGAAUCUGUGUGUGAUUUGGUCAAUUAGUGCUAAAUACAGCUGACUCUGGACGACAAAGUUGACAUGGAUCUGUUCUUUAGCAAUCCUAACGAAAACGACUUUUAACUUAAUUUGUUUGAGAUGAUAAAACAAGUUGGUCAUAUUUUAGAGUGUGAUUUCUGAACAGAGGCUUUCUUUGGAUUUCCCAUCUUUGCAGAGUCCAAUCUAACCCUAACAGACACAGACUCUGCUGUCUGGUACUGUGUUAGUAAAUGCAUCAUUAAAAAGAUUUUAAAAAUGCUGAAAUCUUUAUAAAAGUGGUCCAAGAAUUUGCAAACCUAAUGUCACUGUCAACACGAUCUGGAUCUGUUGUUAGAUUUUCAUGCUCAGCUGGGUCAUCAGCUCCUUUUUGUGGCUUUAGAGGGUUGAUAACAGAGUGACAUCUUCUUAACUAAAAGAUCUGAGCACAGCGGCAGUGAGCGUUGUUUCCCUGAAUGUUGAACUCCUCCUUUGAAGCACAAGGAUUGCAUGGAUUUUGUUUGCAGUGCUUUUGCAGAGCGAGCAGCUACAAGCUACAGUAGUGUAGCUUGCAUGACUUGAGGUGGUGGUGUGCGGCAUGAAACUGUCCUGUUAGUGUUAAUGUGUGUGUGUGUGUGUGUUUUCAAUCUGCAGCACAACAUGCCUUUCUGGAGGAUAUCCAGUCACUCUGACCUGCUGGCACUACACCAAGCACUGGAGUUUGAGUACCUGUAACUGUUAAAGUGAUGUGGACUCAUGCAAUGUUACCAUGGACAUGAUCAGCCAGGCAGCCUCCUUCUUUUGUAUAACUAUUUAAGAACAAACAAUACACUGCAACUGUUUUUUGUGAUUUUUUUUUUGUCUUGAUUUUUGAACGUCUGGAUUUACAAACUCUGAAUGGUCUUAAGAAGCAAAGGAGAGGUGAGAAAUGAAGAAAAGAACAUCAAGAGGGUGAAGAGAUGAUUUUGAAUCCCCAGCUCAGCCUGCCUGGCUCUGGUUCUGGGAAUAGACUGCUGUGAAAAUGACCCUCCUUGCAGCUGUAGCAGACUGAGAGCCUGAAAUGGCCUGAACCUUACCUGGUCCUGGAGGAUUUUUGGGUUGUUCUGGAAAUCAAAUGAUCUCCCAUUAUCGAGGUCUCCUCUGUACUGGCAGCGUGAUGAUGAGUGCGAGGACAACGGCUGCUUUUUAAAAAUGUUUUCUUCCUGGUGGUAUAAUCACAACACAUCAAUGCAGUCUGCAGCAGAAACUUGUGUAAAUUAUUGACAAUAAACUUAAAGAGCAGAGGUGGAUAUUACGCUCAAGGGAAGGGAACUUUACUUUUGGGGGUUUUUUGUUCUCUGGAUUUUUGUAAUUUUGGGUGGGGGGCUGAGAAUGUGCGUCAUGAUGUGUUGUGCCUUAAUGUGUUUGAAUGUCCUUUCUUUAUUCAGAAAUGUUUAUGUAUGUAGAUAUAAAGGUAAAAACCUAUCCAAAUGA
Messenger RNA from Xyrichtys novacula (pearly razorfish), 51740 nucleotides. NCBI's taxonomy places the organism in Eukaryota, Metazoa, Chordata, Actinopteri, Labriformes, Labridae. The record is from the annotation of a GenBank genome assembly.